This is a messenger RNA of Cinara cedri, 57215 nucleotides long. Lineage: Eukaryota; Metazoa; Arthropoda; Insecta; Hemiptera; Aphididae. The record is from the annotation of a GenBank genome assembly.
CGCACCAUACGCUUUUCGAUAAUUUUCGCGGCAUUUUAUCCGCUGCUUUUUCGUCGGGACAAUUCAAAAUACGUUCGCCGCCACGCGAACACCGUGCAAAUCAUCCGACCGCGCGAUAUUUUAUUGUGCCCUCAAGGACGAAUGAAAUUUCGGACAAACUAAAAAUAAAGAGAAAAAAUAAUAAACAAAGCGAGACCGGACUUACGAAUUUGUGACGGUCGUUUUAGUUAAUAUAAGUCCGUUUGCGGGUCCUCUGGCCGACGACUGCACACAGAUUGUGUUUGCGAAAAUUUCUCCGUAAAACGUGAGUAAUAUUAUAUUGAACGAACAAUUCUGUAGGACCGUAAAAAUCCCUCCGUUAUCCGACAGUUAUAAUAUUAUAAACUGUUGUGAUAUCUGCCGUUGGCAGGUUGAUGAAAACAAUAUCGACUUGGCCAAGUCAAAUGACAAAAAUAGUCUUAGAUUAAACGAGAAGUUCGAAAUUAAAACACCAAAUCUUCGUUGAGCUAUAAAGAAAAGUAAAAUUGUUAUUUGUACCAGGUUGAAAACGUUCAACACUCAUUAAUUACAGUUUCAGCAUGUAACUUUUUAGUUUUUGUAUAGGACGUUUCACAGAGAUAUGAUAAAUGCAGUGACUUUUGUUUCGUAAAAUAUUUUUAAGUUUUUUUUCUUCUAAAAGUUCAUAGAGGAAUACAUUUUACAUAUAUUUUUUUUUGAAAAUAAACGUUUUGUUUGCAAAAUCUAAAAAGCCAGUUUGUAAUGAAAUUUUGGUUUUUAAAAAAUAUUAAAUUGAAGAUUUUAGCGCAAGGCUCCCAUCUAGUGUAAUUUUUACAAGAAAAAACUUAAAAUUAUUGCCCAAAAGCUAUUGUUUUUAUUCGUUAACCACCCUGUAUAUUGUUAUAUAGUAUACACCAUUAUGCAAUUCAAAUACAACUUAUUGAGUUUAAAUAUGUAUUAAAAAUUUUAAAUUUCGAAAAAAAUAACGACAAUUCAAACUAUUAACUUGAUCAGAUUUUUACGAAAGUUCACUGUAAAAUUUUGAAUCCGAACCAUGACAAAUAAACACUAAUCAAGUUGUGUAGUAAACGACAGAAAAAAUCACUAGUCAAGUUAAAAAGUUAAAAAAAAAAAAAUUAUUUUUUAAAUUUUAUUUAAAUUUUGUGACUAAACAUCAUUGCGUUUUAACAAGUUCGACACGGAUCACUGUCUAGAAAUUUAAUUAAAUAUUUGCACAUAUUAUUACAAAAAAACAAAAGUAUUGUACGUAAAGAACGAUAAUAAUUUGUCUAAUUGUAUGUCGACAGUUAUCUACAAUAAUAAGAUAAAAAAACAAAAACAAAAAUUAGACUUAAUUUUCAUCUUAAGUUUGAAAUGUUGAAAAACGUAUUCGGAAUUUAACAAUCGUUUCUGAUUUUUUAACAGAUUCGGUAAAAAAACAUUUAAUUGUUUUAUUUAUUUAAUUUUACACGUAAUAAUGUAUAUUUUGAAAUCGACAUAGGUUUAUUUUGCUAUAAUGUGUCCUUUUUUUGAUGUUUUGCUUUUUCUCCAAACUACGUGAGAGGUUUCUGGUCGCGAAUUUUGUCGUGUAUUGGCAAUUCGGUGCAUUGGGUAGGUAAAUGUUUUGAUUUUCCUAGUAGUUUUCUUAAUAAUGAGAUAGAACCGGGCAAAAUGCUAGGAAAUUGGUAAUACUUGAAUGAUAAGUCUGUUAAUUUUGGUUAUUUUUUGGAAUUUAAUAUAGUACAGUGGAGACUUUUGAGUUUUUCAUUUCAAACGGAUCUAAAUGUGGGUAAUUUAUUUUUAUUAACAUUUUAAGUCCAAAUUUUUUUUCAAUUACAAAUUAAUCUAAUAUUUUCAAUUGAAAUUUUUCAAAACGUAUGGAACCGGAUUUUGCCCAGAAUCGUUUUUCGUUUGCAAUGAUUUAUCCGUCGCGUACAGUUAUAAAUAAAAUAACCUUAUAUAUUUAUAUACAUCGUAUUCUCCCAACUUUCACCUACAACAGUGUCCCCUCUCUAUGAUUCCAAAGUAUAUCGUAUUUAAUUAUCAUUUUAUUCGUGAUAAAAACUAUUUCAAGUUUAUUAUUAAAUAUUACUCUAUUAUUUCGUAUUUCUUAAUCUGAAAACAAAUUGACUUUUAGGUACCUAGCCGUUUUACCACAUUUAAAAUAAACAUUUAGUUAGUAAGUAAAGUGUUGUUUAAAUGAAUACCUAAUAUGUAUUCUCUUAUAAAUACUCAAAUAAUAUUUAUGAAACCAAUUACCGAUCAAACUAUCUAGCGUAUUGUAACUUGAGAUAAUUGUAAAAAUUUGAAAGAAAAUUCGACGGUAAAUUUAUUAUUUGCCCAUUGUGUUUUGUCACAUCGUAAUAAUAUAUUUUUUGAACCCAUUUGAUGGCUUUAUUUGAAUUAUAUUUGCAUCUGGUGUGUACGUUUGAAAAAAAAAAAUAACACAACGACAUCUGAACUGCUGAUGGAAUAAUCGAGUAAACUAUUUAAAAAUGUAUUUUACCGUGUAAAAAUAAAGAAUGCGAUGUAGAACUUAUUCAUAAUAUCGAUUCUCGUGGAAAUUUAUCAUGUGGAAAGAAAAAUCUCCGGGUGCUGAAAUUAUUUGUACGUAAACAUAUGCAAGUAGAGACGCACCGCGGUUUCAUCUCGUUCACGUGGCUGUAAAUAAAAAAUAUAUAAUAUUUAUCGGCGAUAAAUAUUUACCGACUUCGCGAUUUAUAUUAAAUAUAAAAAUCCCAAAAAUAUGUUAAAGAGUAGUUCAAUAUGCGAGUGUUACGAUGUUAUAAUAUAAUAUUAAAUUCUAUUCUUGAAAGCGUAAUAUUGUGCACUGUAUUUAUAUAUAAAUUUAAAGUUGUUGGUUUCGUUCAGUGCUAGGUAAUUGGUUAUGUUUGAUGACGUUCAUGCUUAAGGGAUAUUAUGAGCUCCGUAGUUGAUUUCAGAAAAUGUCUUGAUUUAGUUCUACUUGACACCGGUAGGUAUCCAUAGAGUGGGUGUCUUUCAUUAGAUUAUUUUUUUGAGCACCGCUGUCAAAUACGAAUUAGUUUUAUUGGGAGGAGGGGCGACACCAAAAUGUAUUUUACCCAAGGUAUAUACAAGCUUAUAUUCUACCCUAUUUAUCUUACCAUGAAGUGUUUUUAUUUUUAUUUUUAUGUCUGACGACACUUUUCUAGCAAUAUUACAUUUUUGUAUUUAUGUACGUAGAAAAUAUCUACACAAAUUAAUUGAUGAGGGGGGGGGGCGAUUACCCUCAUCGCUCCCCCUUCAAAUACGCCAUUGACUACUUUUCAUGCUUAUUAUUUUACUAUCAGGCGGUAAGUGAUAUACCUACCAGCUAGAACUUUUACCAAUGAUAUGGGUGUGGUUUGGAGGCAUUUAAACAAAAUAAGAUAACAUCUUGGGUUUCAGUGAAGAAGGGCUAAACACGUUCACUGCGAUUGCGUAUCAAAUUUCAAAUUGUAAAUUUUUUGUAGAGUAAAUUCACGGGUAAAACGCCAAAAUCUUUAUAAUUUGUUUUAGUAGAUUCAUCCAAAGUAUUUUUAUUAAGACAUAUCUGAAUAUUUUGGAGUUUUAUUAUAUAUCUUUGUCUAUAAAUACAUUUUCCCGUCCACUUGUCUAUCAUAAAAGUAACGAACAUAAUAUUUUUUAUUGAUUGUUAAUCGUAAUAAUAAUCUUAAACCAACGUAUUCCAAAUUUAUAUUUGAAUUUUUUAAAUUUAUUUUUUAUUUAAUUUUGUUAAUGACGAUUACUUGCUACAUGGCCAUGUAAGGUCUCACCUGGAAAUGAUUUACAAUUAUUAUACAACAUUGACAGUGUUGUAAACCUCUAAACCUCUGUAUUUACCUCUAAACGAUUUAUUAAGUACAGUAAAACCUCCUUAUAACGAACCCCCUUAUAAGGCGGAAAUCUCUUUAAAACGAAAAACAACAAUUGUCUUCCAUGGUCCAUAUCUCGUAUAUUUUAGUCUUCUCACAACGGAAACUCCUUCAUAAUGGAAAAAUCAGUUGGUACCGAGAGAUUCCGUUAUGAGGAGGAUUUUACUGUAUUAUGUGCUUCACAUAAUUACGAUCAUAAUUUUCAUAAUAAUUAAAGUCAGUACAACAAAAUACAACCAUAGAACGCUGGCUAUAACAAAAUAUUAUAAUAUUUGUCCGUGUUUUUUUGUUUGUUUUUUAAAAAUAAACACGUGUAUUUCAUCACUUCUUAAUACAAUCGAAUGUUUGGAGUCAUAUUAUUAUUUAAAACUUUACAAAUAUUCUCUCGGGAAAUAUUUAAAAUCGGAUUUCGACGAAGACUUUGAAAAUCUAUUUGCUUCUGUAGCGAUAAAAAUACUCUCUACGGAGUGUUCGUCCUCGCCAUAUAGCUUGACUACAGGGAUUAUAGAGGACUGCAGUGCACAUUGUUGUAACUUUUGAUUUUCAAAAACUUGAGAGUUUAUAUAGUUAAGUUUACCGAGUUCAGUAGCGUAUACCAUUCGUUAUAGUCAUAUAGGAAAACAAAUAAUAUUUUUUCUUUAUUAUCAGUGAAAUUGGGUUGAUUCUUUUGAAUAAAUGUACUACAUUUUUUAACUGAUGAGGAUAGGAUUUAUAUUAAAAAUAAUUUUUCUCACUUCGCCCUUCAUUUGAUUGGUAUUCAGACUUAUACAAAGAAAUUGGUACAUAAUUGUUUGAAUUGUAUACUUUAUUUUAAAUGUCACAAAUUGUAAACAUCGGUUGAGAUUUUGGAAACGAGGAAUAUCAAAAAUUUAAUCCCUGAUUAUAUAAUCUGUGAGAGCAUACGAACAAAAGCGAUGUUUUAAAGAUUUUCAUGGAUCCCAAAGACAGAGAUCAACCAAAAUAUCUACUCAAUACAAGGCUAAAAGUCAGAUCAAUACAUAUUUCCUAAUAAUCUCAAAUGACGCCAAUGUUUAUUAAGUAUAUUCUUUAAGAGAUAAUAUAUUUAUAAAUAUUUUAGGUAUAUACUUCAUUUAGUUACAGUUACAUUAAGACUAUUUUUGAAAUGGGGGUUAAGUGCCCGUAUUAAAAACUUUUAAUUUUUAUUCAUAAACGCAGAAUAAACAACAUUCCAUUCGUCUAUGCGUUUUUGAAUGUUUAAUCUUAUUAUAUUGUUAGAUUAUAAUAUACUUUUUUUUUAUAAAAUUGAUUUUUUUCCGUUAUAGAUAUAAGUACUUACGUAAUGUAUUAACGUCAGUAGGUUUAUAUAAUAAAUUAUCUAUAUAUUUCGACAGUUGUCAUUUACAAAUAUAACAAAUAUAAAUUAAAUUAGAGAAGUUAUGAUUUUAUCACUAAUAAAGUCUUAAAAUUGAAUUGCGCGAUUAUUUUUUAAAUAGGUAUAACAUAUAGAUACAGUAUAAAAAUAAAGUAAUGUUUUUGGUUUAAUAACACAAUAAACAUAAUUGUAUAAAUAAAUAAAUAUAUAAAACUAUAUAAUCGUAAAUAUAAACAAAAAAAAAAAAACAACAACCGGACAUAUUUCACACGAAAGGUGGGCCACUGUUGUUAGUGAGAAGUUGAAAAUGAAGGAUAUAAAGUGGAAUUUAAUCAUUAAUCAAGAAUUAACCAUUCCUAACGGAAGACGAUUCUAAGCGGAGUUCGGUUGUACAUGUUUUAAAAGGCUGUACAAUUUUGGAUUGCCGUCAAAUUUGAUAUUAAAAUUCUUAUGAAAAAAAAUAUUACAUUAAAUUCAUAUUUUUCUUAUUGACCGCUAAGUACAACUUAUAAUGAACUUUCUAUUAAAUUGUCGAGCAUAUAUGUUUGAUUUAACAUUUUUAUCCACAGAGUAUCCACCGAAUAAAUAUUACGUAAAAAAUAGCAAAAAUUAAAUUCUAUAAAUAGCUCGAAAAUUUGUCAAACGUUUUAGAAAUUUUACUAUGUUUAGAAAAAGAAACCAAAUUUUGUUUCCAAAUUUCAAGUCCAUACUAACAUUUUACUAACAUAUUAAUUACAAUAAAAAAGAGAAAUAGAAAAUAAUAAAAGUAUUAUUUUUGUAAAUUUGUCUGUUUUUCCUACGUAUUUUCCCGGAUUUAGUUAUUAUGAAAACUUAGAAUGUAAAUAAAAUUACCUCACUGAAGUAAGAACUAAGUAGAAUUCUCUUUCAGAAAUGGUGUUUCAAUUGAUUUAUCGAAACAAGUUUUCUGGUAGAAUUUUUGUAUACUGUAUUUAUAUAAAAAAUAAACAUCAUUGUAAAACCAAUACGUUCCUCACUUCAUUUAGAAUCUGAAAAUGUUUUCUUGUUAGAAUAUAAAGUCCAAGAUCAAAUAUAUUAGGUGUAAAUAUUUAAAAGCCUAUUAUCAAAAGUGUCAUGAUAUAACUGCCCUUUGGCAUGAACUAUUGCAGGGUGAAUGUAAUUUUCCGUCAAUUUGGAAAGUAUCAAUUUAUCGGAAGGGCUCCUAAUGCUCAUUUCAUAUAAUUUAAGGGGUUGUAGUUCACAUAUAUAAAAGAAGUUGAACGCCCACCCGGUCGACUUCUAUUUGAUCAGAAUUUUUAUUUCUCCAGAGACCAAGUAUAUAUAUUUCUCUCUCUUUUGCACACACUAUCCUUGUCUCUCUCCCUUUUUUCUUUUACCCUUCCUUAAUUCUUUUCCAGCCCCAUAGUGAAUAUCCACUGGGAAAAACACACGGCAAUGGUUCUUCCAUUAAUUCGCCCUCGACAUCUCUAGUAAGUAUAUACAUAUACAUACAGCGAACCGCCGCGAAACAUACUAGUAAAACUUUGAUUACUGGUCCUAAAGUGUUUUUUUCCCUUGUUUCUUCGUUUUCCUUACUUUCCUACAAUAAGCUCCCGAGGCUUUACGGUUUCGUCUUUCGUGUAUAUAAUGUUUCAGAGUUAAUUAAACAUUUCAUAUACUAACCAUAUAAUAUCAUCUCCUGCAGGACCGUCAAUUCUAAUUAUCCACAUACAUAAUAAUAAGCACAUAUACACAUUUUGUACUCAAACUCCUAAUGUAAUUUAUUAUGAUUUCUUGAAUACUGAGUUAAAUACUUGUCGAGUAAAUGUUUUUAGAAUGCAAUUUAAAAUCUUAAAAAUCUGAUUAAAUGUACUACACUUUACGUAUAGUGCGCAUUUAUGUUUGUGCGGUGGGUUUUUAAAUUAACAACGAACUACAGUUCAAAAAUAUACAAAUAUUAAACAAAUUAAAACUGUAUGAUGUUAAGUCUGUAUAGACAAAUAAUAUUUAAAAUUCAACCCAUCAUUUGAAUAUUACAGAAAAAAAGAAAAGAAGAAAGGGCGUCACAUAAUAAACCAAGAUGAUUACAUCUAGAGUUGUAGAGUGCAAAACAUAGGGAUGGAGAAAUGAAUACUAAAAUGAUAGGAGUUAUACGAACUCAAUUAAGUUGAUUAUUUUAGAGAGAUCAAGGGAAAUUUAAACGUAAACAAGUAAAGUUAAAAUAGUACUUACUUAUAGGUAAUAAUAAUUUAAUUAUUGUUUGAUUAUUAUUAUUUAACGAACCACAUUAAUGAGAACAUUCAUAACCGAAAAUACAUAUUAACUAUUCUUAUUAUUAUUUAUCGACUCCUCGUUAUUAUUGACUUCUAAAAAAGUAUUAACGCUCAUCUGACGAAGAGGGUAUUUUAUCUAUAGUGAUUGUUAUCUCUUUAUUGUAUUCGAAAUAAAUUUAUUUAAUAACGGAUAACUCGUUAUUCAAAUUUAUUUUCAAAAAAGCGGUCGGUACGGUUUUUCCACGUUAAGUUAUAAAAUGUCGCUCAGUCAGAAUGAAAUCAAAAACGUAUUUUGUUUCGCGUUAAUAUAUUUUAAAUUCAAUUUUUAUACGUGAAGCAUAGUAUAUAAUAGUUUAACUAUGCAGGUAUAUUAAUGUUAUUUUCCGUUUAUAUUCGGUCAUUCCGUUUUAAUUUUGUUAAGCGGAGAUUUUUUUUUAGAUUAUGUGUACAUAAUAAUACAGCGGGUACAUUAUUUGCACACGCAUUAUAUACGACGUUUUUUAUUCUGUAUAGGGCAAAUAUUAUGAUACACUCACGUUUGUUAAAUGCGUCAUGAUUAAAAAUACAACCCAUCCAUAAGACACCGUUAAAAAAUUGCGAUAUCCUUAUACUAUACGGUUGUAUAAUAGUUUUUAUAGAAUGACGGACGUGUUAUGCCAAGGGAAUAUUCCGUUAUAUUAUUAUAUUAUAUUUAUACCAUGUAUAGUUAAAUUAAAUGAUGAAGGGAAAAUAUUACCAAUUUCAGAAAUUUAAUAAAGUGGGUAUAGGUCUUCUUAUGACUUAAAUAUUUCUGUUAUUCAAAUUAUACUUUAAUCUUGAAAAUGUGUUUUUUUUUUUUUUUAAUAAAAAUAUAACGAAUUUAAUAAAAUAAGUACCUAUUGUAAGUUAUUUUCAAAAUUGUAUUGAGUGAGAUCAACUAUUUCUAAUUUAAAAUAAUAUAUCUUCUUCUCUCCGGGAUAAUCGAGGACUACUAAGAUCAUCAGGUUACACAUCUAAUCCUCCAAUUAUUCUCCUUGUUUGCUGCUCGUAAUUUCUGUAGUCUGGCCCUCAGAUUAUAAAUCAAUAGGUCUCUUUUCUUCCAGGUUCUCUGACUAGAUAAACUGUAUAUAUAAGUGAAAUUAUUAUUUAUUCAAUUUUUUUUGUCAUGGUUUAAAGAAAUUUGCGCAUUUUGAUUUAAAAAUUUGUUUUAUUCAAAUAUAUUUUCGAAAUUCUUGAACUUUAAUUUUGUGACACGUUUUAGGUUAGUUCAGUGGUGGAUUUAGCGUGAGGAUAGUUGCCUAGGACGGCAAAUUUUUAGGGGCGGCAAUUUUAAGCCAAUAUUUUAUUAAGAAUACUAGGUUUUUUUAAAUUUUGUAAGGUAAUUUUUAAUCUUUACAAAUGAAGAAAACUACCUACGUAUAAUAUAAUAUAAUAAUACAAAAUAAAAUUUGCUUAAGGGCGGCAAUUGUGUAAAUCCGUAUCUGGGUUAGCUAUACUACUGCAGCUAGCUACCUAUUGCACAAUUUAUUGUUCCGCGGUUCGGGGGUAUUUUUAUAUUAUUACAAAGAGAGUAAAUUAUAUUUAAGUGCGCGGCUUGUUGUUGCGCAGAGGGGACGGACGUACAGUAACGACCGAACAGCUGACUACAGCUUACUGUGUGUAAUAAGCAACAAUUCAUGGCGAUGCAACGUCUAGUUUCAGAGACAAAUUGCAAAAAUUUCUGACCCCGUUAGUCAGCCCGGGGUUCAUGAGCCAUUAAAAUACUACGUGAAAGUGUCGUGCAUGUGUCCCUUAUUAACGGUACAUUAACCACGGGCUAACGCCACCGGUCGCCGUCAUCUAUAUCGUUUGGUAACGGGGGUAAAAAGAAAAAAAAAAUCGUUGAUUUUGAACGCAUAAAUUUAAGUCUUAUUCUAUUCUGUUAUUAUUAUUAUUGUGAAAAAAAAAAAUUGUUUCGUUGUUACAAUAACCGUGGAAUAAUAACAAUAUAAUAAUACUCGUACUAAAGGUCUUUUAAUGCGGAAAAAUGGUCUGAUGUUUUUAUUUUACAAUAAUAUAUAACAAUGAGCGUUUCGUUAAGAGGAUUAACUAACAAAAACGACGGUCGGUUUUGGUUUUCCGCGAGGUCUUCACACUCUUUUGUCCGUCCCGUUUUUAAUCUGACAAAAGGGCCGUUCUCACCAACGUUGUUUAUUAAACACAGUUUAUAAGAUAACCGUCUGGUUGGUUAUCAGCCGGUAAACUUAGUUCAAAAAUCAAAUAAACCCAUCUCUUUACGUUUGUGAGACAGGACAUAAGUGCAUUUAUCAUUAAUUUAUGUACAUUUAAUAUACGCUUCAAUUUUUUAUAGGAUUAUUAUUGUUUUUAUUAGUUAUAAGUAGAGCUAUGAAAAUUAUGUACUAAAAAUCUACAGAAAAGGUAUUCAAAAGUUACCGAUAAUGCUACAAAAAAAAAAAAAAAAUGCUUUUUAAACAUGAAAAUACUAUUUAAAAAUGACCUUAAAUGUAUAAUUCUAACACAUAUGUGUGUAAAACAAUAUGCUAACUAAUUUUUUUGUUACGACAUUUUCAUUUUGAAUUUAUAUACCAUAGGCGUUCGCAGAUUUCGCUGGCAGGGGAGACAGAAUGUAUAUAUUAUAUAUUUUAUAUUAUUAUACGUAGUAUAAUUGAAUAUUAUUUCAGUUAUUAUUUAGUACAAUUAAUAUUAGCGAUGGAAGUUUUUUAUAUCAUUAAUUUAAUUACAAAUUUUAUCAAAUAAUAGAAAUUAUACAGUUUAUUUAUAUACAAUAAUAUAAUACAUGUUGUCGGUGAGUAAUGGAGUAUCAUUUUUGUGACGGUACCGCGCGCGGUGUAUUAAUAAUGCACCAAUACUCUCCUCCAACCCAAACUUAAUAGUGGAAUAUCUCGUCAACGGGUUGACGGAAAUCAAAAAUGUCAACACCAAUAUUUAUUUUAAAGAAUAUUCCAUAUAUUUAAGGCAUUUUCAAAACAGGUUGCCUUUUUAAAAUAAAAAUUAGGCAGGCAUUUCACCCCCAAAAAAUAAGGGGUAGAAAAAAAAAUUGAUAAUGUAACAUUUUAGAACUAUUUGAUUCUUAAGUUUUCAAAAAAAAAAAAAAUUCGAAAAAAGAUAAUACUUUCCGAGAUAAUGAGCGUUUCCAAUUGAGUUAAUCACCCUGUAUAAAUAUAUAUUAUACAUGUAAAAGAAGAAAAUAAAAUACAUUUUUUACAAUUUUUAAAUAAAAACUUGUUAUCUUAGUUCUUCAGAGUACCAUUCUUCUCUCGGAGUGAGUUAAUAUUUUAAAUUGAACGAUUAGAUCGUCAAUGUUCUAGGCCAAUUUUUGUUCAAUUGACAUGGUCGAUCCUGAUGCACUGUACUACGCAAGUUGUACUAUACAAAAACAUCAGACACCGCGUAUGUAAUCUUUACAUAUUAUAAACUAUAUAAAAUUAUAUUAUAAUGUAGUUUUAAAACUAUAUUUGAAAGGAAAAUUUUAGCCCACUGGUAGGGCAGCUACCCACCUUGCCCCUCCCCUCCAUGCACACGUCUAUGAUAUGUAUUUGUACAACUAUAUAAAAUUGAACUAGUAACGUACUUAGGAUUUUUGCCAAGGAAAUAGACAUAGAAUUUGAAAAUUGUGUUAUAUUGUACUACUUGAAUCCAGGCUAAUAAAAUGAUGCAUUUUUAAUUUAUAUUCUCGUUUAAGUCACGUACAGUUCUAGGUAUAUCUAGAUAAGUAAUGAUUAUUAAUUAUGAUUAUUAUUAAUCUUCAUAUUUUAUUGGUUUGAAUACAGGUUUCGUUUUAAACAAAUAAAUGUAAUCGUUCUGGUUUUUUUUUUUUUUGAUAAAUUAACAUUAUAAUAGGUAGAUAUCGACACCGAGGGACAUUCAAGGGAUAUAUAUACAUUCAAGAUAAAUCUCUUUAAUCUCUGCUCGUAAAUGCGGUAAUUUCAACCGAAUUUCUACGAUUAUUCAUGUUCUACCUAUUCAACGCAAUAAGACAUUACACAUCUGAUAUUUAAGGGGUUGCGUAUAGGCAAUGAUUUUAAUUUAUUUUACUUGAAUAUUUGAUUAGGUAGGUGCUUAUUUAAAUGGUAAAUGUUCAAAUUGAUUUUUUUUGUAAAAUUAUUUAUGUAUACAUUUUAUUUGUCAUGUUAUUAUUGGUUUUUAUAUCCAUAUAAAAUCGCCUGAAUAGAAAGUAUGGUUCAAUGUUUUUUUUUAUUAUAUACGAAUUUUUCGGUAGACAAUUUCAUCUAGUUAGAAUAUACUUAAAGGAUUUAAUUUUUAAAUUUCCUCUGGUGUAAAAGAAAAUUAUAAAUUAUAAAUAAUUAAUAAUAAUAGUAAAUUAAUAAGUAAAUAGUAAUAGUUGAAAAACAAAGUGAAAAUUAUAUAACGGGUUUUAAUCAGUGCCGCAACUAAGUUUUUUGGGCUCCAGGGCAACAGAAGUUUUAGUGCCCCAAUUUUCCGUGCAUAAUAUACCCUCUUUCUUUUAAUAAAUUAUUUUUCAACCCUACCACAAGUACUUAAAAUAUAACCGUGAUGUUUCGUAGGAUGAUUUCUCAAAUUUGUUUACACCAGUGUUCGGUAAACAAAACAAAAGACCAUAAAGAUCACAAAUUGUAUCAUCAGAAUUAUAUUUAAACACCACUUACUCAGCCGGUUUGAUAAUAAAAACAAAAUAAAGAAGUACAAUAUGUAAAAUAAAAUGUAACUAUUAUCAGUAUUGUUUUAAAUAAUCAAAAUAUAAAUCUUUAUUUUAAAACUUCAUCCUCCUUGCCUUUAAAUUUGAAAAAAUCUGUUAAAUUUUAUUUAAAAAUAACUAAUUACUUUAGUACGAUGCUGUUCAAUGUUUAAAACUGCAACAUUUGAUAAUCGGUUCUGUCCCAUUGAGUUCCUUAAAUCAUUUUUCAUCAUUUUCAAUUUAGAGAAUGAUCUCUCGGCAGUAGCAACUGAGACUAGCAAAGUCAUACAUAUAAUACAAGCUCUGAAAACUUCUGAAUAGCUCCAGGACAAAUCAUUUUCUAAAAUAAAUAGUGUUAAAUCAAGAAUAGACUACACAUUUUUAUGUUUCAUUAUUUUUUUAAGAGGCAGAAUUUGAUACGUUAACUCGGAAUCAACAUUCGACUUGUAAUUUUGAAUAAAACUAUAACUGUUUUUGAUUUUUUCAGUUUCUGAUUUAAUAAUUGAUUCCGGCUUUAAAAGUUCAAAUAUAUCACAGACAUCUCGAAAACUUUCAAAUCUUGAUUUAAGCUAUACCAAUACAGUAUCAACAAGGGGAAAACAUAUUUGUUUUUUAAAAUUAUUUUUUGUGAUAUUUAACGUAGAGUAAAUCAUACGGUCACCAUCCACUUCAUCAAACUAUUUUGUAAACUAUUAUAUGGUAUGUCUCGUUUUGUACAUAAGUCUUUUGUAUAUUUCACUAUAUUAAUGUAGUUAUUUCUAAGAUUUUGUAUUGAUGAAAAUAAUUCAGCUAAUUUAUCACGUAAUAAUUAAUAAGAAUAGUCAGACUCAGAAAUUAGUUUCUCGAAUUUUAGCAUUUUGAACUCUGUUGGAUUAAAUUACAAAUAUUAUAUUUGUAGGUUUUUUCUCUGUAAAAUGUGCAAUUUUUUAUUGUGUAGAAUAAUAACUAAUAACAUAAUAACUUAUCAGUUAGUCGAGUGAAAUAUUCGUUGGUAAUAAACUUAAUAUUUUCUGUACACUCAUAAACACCGGCGUUGUACCGUACUGAUUCCAAUUUAUCCUUGUCGGUGUCUAUAACUAUGACUGGUAUAAAAUUAAUAAUUUAAAAAAAAAAAUAGUCUUAUAUUUUAAAUGAAAAUAAUAUAUUAUAGAUAAAUAUGUACCUUUUUGACAGCUUUUGGCCAAUUGAAUGACGUUGCCACUGGCAUCGCGAAACGGGUUAAUGGUGAUCCCGUUCGGAAACCGAAAACGAUCAACAAUGUGUUUGGCCAAAACUUCGGAAAAUUCUGAAUAGAAAUUCUCUGUAAAACAAUAAAUGUUAAACAAAAAAAUAUUAAACGAUUAAGACGAAACACGAUAAAUUAUUUUUAGACAACGAAUAGGUACUGUGGUUCAAAAGUAUUCCGAGGUAGAAACGUUAAAAAAAUAAAUGACGUAGUCAAUAUUAUUUACAUCGUUCAAAAUUCUUUCAUUGUAGUCUUACCGAGAAAAAACAAAUUUAUUAAGUAUACAAAACACAUUUUGUUAUGUUUCGUCCUCGUAAAACUUUUUCACUUUGGUCGUAUAGUCCAGAGCCUUGGUUCUAUUAUACGACGUGAUUUUUACUGAAAUAAUACAUCAAAAUAGGUAAUAUUAUGGCUUAUUUCGUGGCUACCCCCUGCAUUUCUGCAGACCUUCCCCUAUUUGGAAUCAAGUGGACGCGCCCGAUGUGCACACGGCACAGGUCAUAAUAUUGAGUUCUACAAGCAUACGCAAAGUGUAUCCAUGAGCCACUUCAGAAUAUUACGAGUAAAUAUCAUGUGGAAUAUUACUACGUCUAGAAAAGUCUAUUAUAAGGAGUCUGUAAACAUUUUAGAUUUCUACCAGUAUUUAUAACCGAAUUCCAAAAAAAAUUAAAAAAAUCCAAUUAAUAAAAUCUUAUAUGUUCCUUCUAGUUUUUCAAAAUUAUUAUGAAAACCAAUUGGAAAAUAAAAAAAAAAAUGAUUACCGUAUCAAGGAUCACAAGAUCUAAAAUGCAACAAGAAAAGUCGUGUCAUUUUAGAUUAGACAAAGAUUUCUAAUAGAAAAGUUGCUAACAGACAGAAAAAUUGUUCAUAAAGUGCACAUCAUAGUAAAACUAAUACAUUCCUAACUACAUUUUGAAUCUAAAAAACCUUUUUAUUUUUUUUUUUUUGUGUACCUAUGUACAAGUAUUCUAUCAGAAAUUUUACUCCAAUUUUCAAGUGUAGUUUAUUUUCUGAAAACCGUAAAAAAGAAAAUAUUAACGGCCGCGGCAUUAACGAUUUUAUAAUUUUUAAAUUUGUUCGAUUUGAAGGUUUUUUUUAUACCGGAAAUCGAAAUUCAAGUACCUAUAGCAUGUUUUUUGAAACAAAAUUUUGUUUUGAGUAAAUCAAUGUAUAUGUCCUAUCUCACCAACUUUCUAUCUACAACAGUCGAAGUAUUAGUUUUUUUUUAACUUUCUUCGUUUUGAGAUUAUGUUAGACUUGAAGUGAAUUUGAGGAAGUGCAAUAAAUUCAAUGUUAUAAAAAUGUUAUUUUAACGUUAAGAGAAGUAAUAUUAAUCACGUUCUUCAAAAAAUAAAAAAAAUAAAGGUUUUGACCAUUCCUAAUUUAAAAAAGACACUUACCGACGUAUAUUCGCCUUCUUUACACUGUAAAUAAAACUGUUUGAGUAUUGAGUACACAUUUUAAAAAUUAUUAUUUCUAGUUUUUUAAAAUAAUGAACAUACCAUUAUUUUAUUGUUAUUAUUUUUUUAAUUUCUACUCCGAACCGAAUUGUAAAUUCAAAUUAUGAUGCUUUUUUUUUGUGUAGCAUACUAGGUGUCAUUUCUUUAUAACAUUAUUUGUAUGCGCGUAAUAUGUUUUGAGUUUUAUCGUAAUGGAUAUGUUGUGAUAACCAAAACAAACCCAAAUUAGAGACGGAAUUUACUGUUUUGAAAAAUACAUAAUAAAUCACGUUAUACUCUCGCUACUCACUCUCCGCACCCUCGGUGUGACACUGUUAUUUAAAAUCUGAACUCCUGGACUCAGAUUUACAAUAAUAUAUUAUGUGACACUCAUUUGAAAAAAAAAAUGUUAUUGUAAAAUAUUGCACGGUGUCCCACAAAAAAAAAAAAAGUAAUAAUAAUAAUUUCACGCGUUACGAAUCACACAUAAUAUAUAUAUAUAUAUAUAUAUAUAUAUAAAUAUAUAGAGGGGAACAUCUGUCGCUACCGUUAGCUGCCACCCCUUUUAUAUUUUUGUCGAAAAGCGCAACACGAGUUCUGAGGUCUGAAAUUGACUCUCGCCAACAGGCCAUAUGAUUCGUAUUUUUCCAUUCGAUCAGUUUUAUUAAUGACUUUUUAUGUAUAAUAUUACGAAGACGACUUUGUUCUCGCAUUAUUUAUUUUCUAUACUCGUGUUGUAAAAUAAGUUAUUUAAUCUAUUAUAAUUGCAAAAUAUUUUAUAGAGUUCUGAGAAUUAUAGUGAAGAAGCUAUUUGUAAAAUUAAUAGCCUUUUGUGUUUCUUUCUCGGAAAACCCUUUUUCGAUUAGUAAAAAUGCUUCAACUUUUCCAUACCAUAACUCAAAAGAUUCGGAAUUUCCAGCCGGUAGUAUAUUAUUUGAAACAAUUUAUGGCAUUUUUAACAGAUCAACCACUCAACUAGGCCUAUUGUUGGGUGGUUUUAAGUUUUUGUUGAUGUAUCCGCAAGAGUAAAAACUAAUAUUACUACUCAGAAUCGUUUUUCAUUUACAUUAAACUGAAGUACAUAUAUGUACCCAACCUUCCAACUACUCACCUGAAAUAGUGACCCAACAAUAGUGUGAAGUUUAUAUGUAUAUUGUAAAUGUCUGGUUAAAGUAUUAGCAUACUUACGAUAUUUACAAUUUUAAAAAUACUAUGCAUAUACAAAAUCGUGCAUGUUUAACAGUGUUUUAAAGUUCGACUUUUAGGUUUCUACGAGAGAUACUGGACGUUAAUCUCUUUUUCGUUUUCGUUUAUUCAUCUUUAAAAUAUUGUUAUGGUUUAUUGAUAUUUAUUGUUAUUGAAGAUAUCAUUUUUUGCAAAUAACGUUUUUGAUUAUUAUUUUUGAAGAUGUAUCUUAUCUUAUCUAUCUAUAUAUAUAUACUUGACCAUAGUUUUUAAAGAUGAUAUAAAAGAAAACUACAGUAAAAUCUUUACAACUUCCAAAACACUUUUUAAUUUAUAUAAUACAUUUUAUGAGUAUUUAUUUUAUAGUUUUUAUACCUGCUAAUAAAUAACAAUACAAUUUUAAAAUGACAUAAGUUUUCACUUUCGAGUUUUAACAUUAUUAAUUAUAUAAAUGAAAAUAAGACACUGAAAACACUAAAAAUCAAAAAUUAAAUAAUAAAAGUAUUUUAUUUAUCAUCUUCCAAAGUUCUCUGACAAUGUUACAUUGCUACUAGUUGCCUAUGUACCGAGAGCGAAAGUCGACGACGGCAACAUCGUGUUAAAUUGUUUCGCGGUAAAUAUUUUUUCCAAUUAUUGAAAUGAUAAAUUUCAUUAUGUCUUUGAUUUUUUUUUUUCCGUUAUUGAAUUUUCUAACCGUUUUCAUGUAUUAUUUUUUUCGAUUAAUACCGUUAUUCAUAAACGAUAUCAAAAAGGUUUUCUAUCCCUGGUUACUUAAUAUAAGCAUAUACUUUAGGUUACAAGGAGCUAAGCUAACUGAUUUGUAUGAAACAAACGAAUGUCUCUAAGAUUAUCAUUUUAUGAACAUCAUAAAGAAAACCUAAUUUUAUCUCUUAUGAUCAAUAUCUUAUUUUUGCACGACAUUAUAUGAAACUUUGAGUAAUUUUACUUUAAAAAGUAUAAAUAGUUAGCACUUGCCAGUAUAAUAUUUGUUCGUUAAAUCCCGAAAAUUUCUGAACGGUUUAUUAUCUUUUUAGCGUUGAUUUUAGCCUCUUAAAAAAAAGAGUUGAUACUGCUCAUAGGUGUAUACCUAUGAGCAGUAUCAACUCUACAGUUAAUACAGUUUUUAUUUUAUCACGUCUUGAAAAUGGUAAUAUAUUUUGUGACAAUUUUGAGAUUAUUUGUAAUUGAUUUACAACAAAUAAACCAAAUCAUAAAUAAAACUCGUAGAUAUACUAUUAAUGUCAUAAACAGAUUAGAAAGUAAAUAUUUAAUUUUUUUUUUUUUUUUAGAUUUUUAGUGAUGUUAGGGAUGUAUUAGUUGUACUAUGAUAGGGGUUUUUUUAAGUCUGUAAACAACUUUUCUGUCAAAAAUGUUGGUUCAAUCAAACUUAGAGACAAAAACAACUAUGGAAAAAAUUGAAAUUUUUAGUAGUACCCAUUUAAUUAUUAGAAACUAUAUUUUAGAUUCUGAAUGGAACGAAGAAGCUUAUGGUUUUACAAAGAUGUUUUUUUUUUUUUUUUAUCUGUGUGCAACUUUUCUUAUAGAAAUCAUUGUUCAGAUUUUUAAGUGUAGCACCUUUUCUGAAAGGAAACCGGUGUGCAGAGGUACUUUAGCGAGGUUAUUUUUCGAUUUUUCCUUUAGUUUUCCUAGCAAAUGGACAAAACCGGGAAAAACGGGAAAAUUGGACUAAUUUUGAAGAAAUAUUAUUAAGGAAAAUAAUAAAUGUCCAUUUAAUUAUUUUAUCAUAAUAUGACAAAUUAUGCGUAUAUUGUUAUUUAUUGUUGACAAAGCUUCACUAUCAAUUGAACUUAGCUCAGAAUCGUUUUUUCGUUAGCAAUAGUUUAUCGUUGAUUACGGGUAUACAUUAAAUUACCUAUAACAGUAGUUGCAUCCGUCUCCAUUCCUUUUGAUUAUAAUUUUUGGUGGUAAUAAUGGCUAAAUCGAAAAAUCGAAUAAAAAGGAUAUGAAAAAUGUUUUGUUUUUGGGUUUUAGCAACUUUUUCCUCUAACCAUUUUCGUAUUUGGCCAUAUUUUUCGCAGCUAUUUCUGUUUAUGACCAUUUUUACCUGGCCAUUUUUGGUUAUUAUUAUCGAUUACCAUGGGAUACCUGACUAAUAAAAAUGUAAUAUGUACUGAGUAUUAAAUACAUAUAUUAUGUUGGUGAUUUUUUUACUUUAUAUAGUACACCAGUCUUUUCAAUGGAUUUUUUUUAUAUUUACGAACCAUUUUCGAUCGAAACAAAAUUAACAGUAAAUUAUAAACAUUUUUUACAUUUUUUGAUUUAUUGUAAAAUUCAAAGUAUAUAUAUUUAAAAUUUCGUAUUGUUAUAUGUUAUAUAAUGUUUGUUGGGUAUUAAUAAGGUAUAGUUAUUGUUACUUACUGUCUUGUAAUACUUUCGACAAAAGUGAUAUAAUACAUUUUUUCUUCUAAUUUCGACAAUAAGUAUGUCUUAGAGUAUAACAUAAAACCUUUCUGUGAAAUAUUGUUUCGGAUAAAUACUCGAAAUGUAUUUUUGACACGAACUAAUUACCACCCGUCUUACUCUUUUAACUGUCUGAUCGAUUAAUUCCGGUUCGGUUCGAUUUCGUAGCAAUUUACAACGAUAUAUCAAAAAAAAAAAAAAAAAAACUUUAUUAUCUAAGUAUGAUUCUUUAAUUUUCGUUUUUCAAACGUCGAAAAUAUAUUGAUAACGCGAUCGAUAGGUAUACACUAUAUAUGUAUAUUGUUUAUAAUAUAUAUUUAUAAGUAUAUACUAUGCUUCAGUAUUAGUGAACAAAACCUAUUUAAAAUGUUAUUACUCAUUAUUUAUAGUUAUCGAUUUACUAUAGUUAAUGUACUAUAUAUGCUUACACUGUAGCUCUAUGUAGCUGUAUAAUAAUAUAAUAUACCCAAGGAUUAUCGAGUUAAUUAAUUUUACAAGAAAUAAUCAAUAAUCGUGGAUAAUUACUGUUUGCCUUUUAAUAUUUGAUAUUGGCCCGUUAAAAAUAAUGAGCGUAUAGUUUUUGUUGUACAUAAUUAAUUUGUAAAUAUAUAGUUACAAAAAUUUAACAAGGUGUUAUAACCAUUUAAGUGAAAUAAAUAAAUUAUUAGGCAAUUGUGGGUUUUUUUCUAAUCCAAUGGUUAUCGCUGGAUAUCUAGUGAUUCAGCUAGUGACACUUUUAAAUUUUUUUUCGACCGGCGCUGCGUGGAGUAAAAAGUUAUUAAUAGUUACUGAUUUCCGUUUUGUCCCCAUCAAGAACCUGAUCUUUUCCCCGCAUUAAAUUUGUUAAUUUUUUGUUACAUUAGAAUUUAACUACGUAAUCAAGUAUCUUUGAGCCAUAUUAGUUAUAUAUACAUACUGUCUCAUGAAGAUAUACCCCUUGAAUAUCUCCGGAGAUAUUAAAGAUAAAUUCUGAUUUUUACAUAUUACUCACAAAAAUGAGGAUUAAAAAUAUUUAUUUUUUUUAAAAAUUAACUUUAUUUUAUUAUUUUGGGAAAAUGUUAAGAUAGCCAUUCUGUAAAGGUUGUUUUUCUGAAAAUUUAAAUACAUCACACAUUUAUAUCCGAUGAAUAGUUUCUAAGUAACAGCCAUUUUAAAUUCUAUUAAUCCGUGUGAAAACUGAUAUUAUCGCCUAACGCGGUUAUGUUAUUCUCUAGAUAACAUCGGUUUUCACACGGAUUUAAAACUAAUUUCUUGUAAAUCGUUACCAUUGAUUUUGAGCAGAACUGAUUUCUGGGAGUUUUUUCAAACAUUUGAACAUAGAAUCGUUGAAUAUGAUUUUAUUUACAGUAUUUUGAAAAUUUGACCAGUACACCGUAUCAACACAUAUUGACUAUUGAUUUUAUUACUGUCUUCCAGUUCCCCUCACAUUGUCAAAUCAGGUGUAAAUAGAGAAUAUUCUUCUUUAUACACAUUCGGAUUUGCAUUUCACACUAAUAUUGGAUUAUUUGGAUUCGCUAUUUAUGAGUUGUAAACUUAUAACAGUUUAAAAUUUAGACCGAGGGAGUAGAUAGGAUUAUUAUGAUAUUACCAUCUACUGUGAUAUAUCAUUUAUAUGUAAUUAAGAACCUUUCUGUGCUCUUUCGGUUUACAUUUUGAAAAAGUUAUAACUAUGACGGUAUGUCCGAUAUAAGUGUUGGGCAUUUCAACCUUUUUUAGAGUAUAAUUUUUAUAUACUUCCGGAAUGGUUAGAAAAAUAAAAAUAAAUCCUAUGGAUCACAAUAUUUGUAUUUCUUUGAAAAUUAUACUUCCAUCGAAAUUAACUUCGAAUUCACAGUACCUAUCCUAGAGUAGACGCUAAAACGGUUUAUUAAAUAUAUUUUUGAUUUUUUGCUUUAAUUUAAUGUGUAAGACUGUAAAUACCUAUGUGUGUUGCUUGUCCGAAUUAAGCAAUAUGUACGUGUACAAACUUAACUAAGAGAAAACUAUAAUUUAAAUGUAAGUUGUAUAGGUACUGAAAUUAUUUUUAUUUUUUUUUAUAAUAAUUGAAAAAUUAUUUUAGUCUGGCCGUAGUGAGUAUUAUACUUGUUUUUUUCAUUUUUGGCUGAUUUUGAAUAACUUUUUUUAGCUCCAAUUAUCAACUGUCUCAUCUUUUCUAAAUUUUAACUAGUUAUUCUAUUGAGGAGGUCAUUAUUUGAUUUUCUUUGUAGUUUAAUUAAUAGCUGGAGAAAACCGGAAAAAUGUUGGAAAUUGUCUGGAUAACUGCAGCGUUUACAGAAAAAACCUAAUAUUUUCUUUAAUAUUUUACCAAAUUGUUUUGUUUGUCUUAUUUUAUAAAAACAAGAAAAUACGACAGUGCAUCGUAAAAAUCUACAUUUUUUUCCAUAGGAAAAGUGAAAAUAAAACUCAAAAUCGCAUUUUUUGUAUUAAAACACUAUACCUACACAAAAUUAAAUUUGCAGACCGAAUGUUUUGCAACCGUUGAGUGUUGUAGGAUGCAAUCAGACAUAUUCCGAUUACGGAUCAUCGAGAUGAAUUAUUUGUCUACAACAAUCGACGAAACGCAAAGUGUUUUUAGUUGUUUCGGCUGUGGUUAAUUGGGGUAUAUAUAAAUGCAUUUUUUUUUUUUACUGAUUUUCAUGUAGGUAUAACGCGUAAUACUGCUCGUUUAUUAUUAUUAUAUGAUGAACAGCGGUACUCCAACACAUACAUAAUGCAAUUCGGCACUAAUGAUGCAUUUUCUACCAAUUUGGCGUCGGCAUUGUCACUUACUCUACUGUACAACACAGUACACGUAUAUACCAUUUGUCCGCGAGAAAAGCAAUUUUCAUUUUGGUUCAACUAGAUGUUCUAGCCUAAAACAUUCAUAUUAUCGUGAAUUAACAUACAUUUCGACGUACGUGGGGUAAAUUGGUAAAGGGUAAAAGUACGCAGGACGUAGGUAGUUAUGGAAUUAUUGAAUCGGUCUCUGAAUGCAGUAGGUUUUGGUAUAAGUAUUAAUAAUUUGGUACUGCAUUUUUUAGAAUAUUAUUUUUAAUAUUAAUUUUAGAUUAAACAAGUAAAUAAUAGAGGUGGCAUAAAAUAUCAGUAGCAGUUAUAUUAUCAUUACUAUUUCUUAAUAACGUUAGUAAGCUGUAAAUCAAAAUAACUAAUAGCUGCAAAUUUUAUUCCUAAUUGUUUUUCUUAUUAUUGUAGUAGUUACAAAAUACUAAAAGACUGCUAAUUGCAAUGAACCAAGGCUGUCUCGAAAGACAAAUCAUAAGAGAAGGGCUAGCCUUAUUAUUUUGCUGACUCUAAAAAACAAUUUUUUUGCUCCGCUCAAAUUACUAGUAACAUUAAACAUAUAUUUCAUAAACAUAUCUAUAUACAUAUAAAUAUUUAGCAUUUAUUAAAUUAUUAUUUUUUGGUAUUGGUAUCUAGUCAUUACAUAAUAAUAGGAACAUUAGGUUAAAUAAAAUUAAAACUUAUAGGAUGGAAUUUUAUGAGGAUUAUUUAUUCACUAAUGGUAAAUAAUUUGUAUGCAUCAAAAUAUAGAAUUAUCAAAAAUGAAUUCUUCUUUGUUCCAUAUUAUACCAUUGUGUAGUUAUUUUACUUACAUCAACUUCAUUCAAAAUAUCUUUUUUAAUACUUAAUAGCAUUAAUGAGUCUAACCUAUUGUCUACCAUUGUUAACCUUAAAUGAUUUUUAAUAAUUUUAUGUUAACGUCUAAACGUCCGUUCAUUGGUUUGAUCGAUUUUAAUUUUAGAAACGGAUUUUAAUUGAUUAACAAGUGUACUACAGGUUUUGAAGAUGCAAGAACCGUCAGAAUUUUCCCGUGAUAAAUAAAACGCGAUCGGAAUUAUCAUUUAAACUUAUGUAUAGAAACCAUUUACGAUCGUUUUAUGGCGCUAAAGUAAUUUUUAUCGGUAACAAAUUCAUAUAUAUUUUUUUUACACAUAAUAAAUUCCAUAAUUCCCAUAAAGCUAUAUCUACACAAGAUAAAUAAAUCGGCCAUUUGAAAAUAUUUUUGUACAAAUAUCCAUAUUGGUUUAAUAUAUAAUUUCCUUGAGUACCUUACCCUAACUGUAUACAAUAUUUUAGAAACACUACAAAGAUUUAUUUUUGGUGAAUAUUUUGACAGUUCGGAUAAACCACUUAGGGGACUGCAAUACUGUAUGUAAGAUCAUUUACAAGUACCAAUUCCAUUAAAUAUUAUAAUAUUUGAUCACAUUUAUUUUUAAAUUCAUUUAUACCCGGUUGUUGUAUAAUAUAUUAUAUUUAAUAAUUUCAUGAGAUAUUUCCGAAUCGAAUACUAAUUUGUUAUUAGAUUAAAAUAAUUUAACAUUAAUCAACGAAUACGAAAAUAAUUGCUUUGUAUAUCUGUAUGCAAUCAUCAAUAAUUUCAUGAGAUAUACAUUUUUAAUUUUAAUGAAUUUAUAUUAGAAAACAAUUAGUUAGAAAAUUGGAAAGAUGCGGAAUCGUACGAACAAAAAACAAAUAAUUGGGAAAACUAUUCGUUUUACUACGACUAUACUAUGACGUUGUCUGGUGUGUUUAUUUUUCGAUAUUGUCAGUUAGUUUGGAAUCGGGGUAGUGGGAUUAUAGUAAAAUGUUUGCAAUUGAUGGAUCGAUAGUACGUUAGACACUUAUAUAACAGUUACGUGAUAAAUAUUCAAAAAUGAACAUUUAACAAAUUUCCACGGGAUACUACUUUGUAUUUUGAUAAUAUAUGAAAUAAUUUCGCUUCUCGACAAACGUUUAGGUGUAUUAUAUUUAAAAAAACUUAGAUGGUAAUAAUUAUUGUUAUAUCCUGUUGCAAUUAUAAGUUUCUUUUUAUUCAAUGCUUUCCGGAUAUCCGAACAAAAAAAAAAAAAAAAUAGGUACUUGCCCAUAUAGUUGUCAGAAUAUACCUACUUAAAGAAUACCGCAUUAACAGGAAAUAAUCCAAUCCGAUGGUUAACAAUACAGACGUUUCGUAAUUAUUAUAAAAUAAAGGACACUUGUUCCCUGUAAAAGGAAAUAAAGUGUAUACAGUACCUGUAGUUUAAUUAAACACGCGAGUAAAGAACGAAAAUCGUAAAAUUUCUUAGAAUAUUAAGAAAAACAAAUUUUAAAAAGUUCUUGUUCGGAAAUAACUUUUUUGUAUGGAUUUUAUAAUAUCGCCUUUUAUUUAUUUAGCUUAUUACCUUAUUGAUAAUCGAAUUCACGAUACAACGCGCGUAGUUCCCUCAAAAAACUUGAGAUUUCGCACGAAGACAUGGUUUCAACAUUCAGAAUGAGAAAAAUGAUUUAGAGGUAUAUGCAUAAUAUUAUAGGGUUAUUGACGAAUACGAAUCUCUAAGUGCUGAAUACUGCAAUGGAUCAAAAGUUUUCGAAAUUCACUGACAGAAUCAGUAGAUGCGCAAAUCCUUAAAAUUACAUAUAAUAUGAAUCCAUCAAAAUUUGUUUAAACUUUAAGCUUUCUUUCUAUAAUAUUAGGUGAGAUGCUCUGUGAAGGGUUUUUGCGCUUCUAAUAUAAUACCUACACAACUUACAAGGAUCCUACGUCAUGUUAUUAGUAUAACAUAAAUAGAGUACAUUGACAUACAGGACGCGUAUUUCGAUAUAAUAUAUUAUUUCCAUUGUCAUGCUAUCAUUUUCUAGUUCGUUCUUAACAUAUCUGCCUACGACUUUACAAAAUAUAAUAUAUUCAAUUUAUACAUUUUUAUACCGUUUUGUAUUGCCGUAAUAAUUUUGUAUUUGUAUCUAUUUAUGGAUUUAUUUUUUUUUAAAUUCUGAGUGGAGCGAAGAAGCUUAUGGUUUUACAAAGAUGUUUAUUUUUUUAUUUUUUUAUCUGUAAACAACUUUUCUACCAAAACAUUUACUCGGAUUUCUACGUGUAGCACCUUUGCUGAAAGGAAAUUAGUGUGUGGAGGUAAUUUAAGUAGGUCGUUUUUCAAUUUUUUUCGGAAUUUAUUCAACAAAUGUGAAAAAAAUCGAAAAAUGUAUAAAAUAUAUUUUUAUAACGAUUUUUUUUCUGUGGACUACUUUUCUACCAGCAAUUUUACUCCAACUAUUAAUGAAAGCAAUGUUUCUAAAAGGAAAUUUUAUUAGGGAAGUACUUUAAAGAGAUAAUUUUUCCAUUUUUCUCGGAGUUUUCUCAAUAAAUGUUAAAAACUGACAAAAAAAACGGAGGAAAAACUGGAAAAUUUACAAAAUAUAUUUUUUGAUUGCAAUGAUUUGUCGUUGAUUUCAGUAUUUUAUACCUUUUUAACAUUCUACCAACAACGUUGGUUUUUAAACAUAUUUUAUUUUAUUAUAAAUAAUAAAUAUAUUAAUUGUAUGCGUAAAUAAAUUUAUAAUUUUUUUCAGUGCUUCAAUUGAUAUAAUAAAAAUUAAAUCACUAAGAAAAUAUAUCGGUUGCAUUUUAAAUAAUUAACAAUAGGUCUUAUAUCAAAUACAAUUAAAAAUUGAAGAACCCUAAUUAAAUUGUGAUAGUAUAAUUUGUCUGAAAUGUAUUGAAUUAAAAAUAUAAUAUUAAAGAUGUAAUAGAAGUUAGACGACAUUAAAAUAGAAGAGUAUAAAAAUAAAUAAAUUGUUUUGACUUUUCUUAGAUUUCGUUCUCUUUACCGAAGUGUCACGAGACUAAGAAUUAACUACAGUUGUAAUCAUUUAAUGUGUGUACCCGGUAAGUAUUAUCCAAAGACGCGGAAACGUAAAAAUAUGUGUUUUUAUCUUUUUGCCAUUAAAACUUUUGGCACGCGAAUAUAUUUAAGCUGCCAUUUAAGUACGACUUAUAGGUUAGGUUACUAAUCACGAUUCUAUAAAGGUACCUGCUCUUUUGGUUUUAAAUGGGUAAAAACUCUUAGGAAAUAAAAAUAUUGACGCUCUUUAAGGAAAUAGAAUAUUAUAAUACUGUACAUUUUACUGAAAUGAGAUGGCUUACAUUUGUCUCGGUCACUUACGAAUGAUAUAAAAUUAAUUUUGAAUUAUCUAUAGCUACAAACUUAUUAAAAAUUUAACAUUCUCGUAUCAAUAAAUAUUUGUGUGCAUAAAAUUAAUGUUAUAUUCUAAGUUUUAACUAUAAAUAAUUUAAUUAUGAGAUUUGAAGUACAUCCAAAUUACCGUGAAACGAUUUUGAAAAGACUGACACUUGAACUCUUCCAGAAGAUGAGCGCAACGCUGGAACAAGUAAAUCAGACUCGAGGGGGGAGGGGGGAGUACCGUGUGACCAUAGGUGUAUAAAUCGUAAAGAAAUACUGAAUGAAAUUUUAAAAUUCUUGUUAUUUAACUACUUCACCACGUAAACACAGGAAUCGUGUGAUGUCUUCCAAUGUGAGUGAUUUUACAUAAAAUGUAUAAAAUCUAUAAAAAGGAACCGAAACGUGGGAGUAAAAAAUAACAAAACCGAACGAUGAUAUUUAUUUAUCUUAAAUUUUGAAUUGUUUGUAUUCGUAUGAGCGUAACCUAACCGUUCGAAAUCUUUCACCGAUAAUAAUAAAGUAAUUUAUACUAUACUUUUUGUAUUUAUUAUAAACAAUAUCGAUACAAUUUAUUGUUUCCCAAAUUAUUUCUAACUACAUCCACAGCAAUACUUGUGUUAAAGUUUAUAAACGCCAUGCAAAAAUGUAAUGGCGUCGUAUUUAUAAGCUCGUCAAUAAUAAUAUUCAUAAAAUAAUAACUCAUUUCUGCGGUGUCUGAUUUUCGCAAAUUAAUUCCCGUAUAAUAUUUAUAAUAAACUGUAAUAAUAUUUCUAUUCUUGUCGCUUAUCGGUUAGGUUUAGGUAUCAUCGUAUCGACUUUUUAAUUUUAAAUGACGAUCAACCAUCAUUGUAUGUACAAGUAUAUAAUUACUUUAUUAUAUUUUUAUUUCAAAUUAGAGUUUAUAAUUAUUAUAUUCUCACAAAAAAAAAAAAUGUCGGUUAGUAAUAAUUUAAUACUGAACGCAAUUUGAAUAAUUUAAUGCUUAAACUGCGGGUUGGACGAAGUGUAUAUCCACAGGAAUAGUAUAUACCUAAGCUUUUUUUUAAAAUUUUUUUUGAGUUUAUUCUUUUGUAUAUUAGAGGUCUUAAACUGCUGAUUAAAUACCAAUAAAAUGCAGCUAGUUCUUAGUUUUUAUAAUAUAAUGUUUGAAACCUUGCAUUAUCCAUUGAUAAUUUAUACAAAAUAUUCUUCCAAUUUCCAUGUGUACAAAAAUGUAAUUGGUUGGGGUUGCAAGGGGUCUUCACGUUUUACUACCUAUUUAUAGCGUUUUAGCACCCCCCUCACAAUUUUAUCUAUUUGUACUUAUGAUUUGUGCUGGAUCGUGGGCUGGUUUAGUUUAUAUUUUCCGCGCUUAAAAAUCACUAAAUCGGUAAUCGGGAACUUGUAUAAACGUCUCAUUUUGUAGCUAAAAUAUAAUAGCAAAAGUAUAGUACCUAUGUUAUCACGUAACACAGUUAGGUUAUUCCUUAGAUAACAUUGGUUUUCACACGGAUUAGAAGAAUUUAAAAUGUAUAGAAACUAUUCAUCGGAUAUAAAUGUGUGAUACAUUAGAAUUUUCAGAAAAAUAAACUUUACAGAAAGAAUUGCUAUCUUAAAAUUUUCCGAAAAUAAUAAAAUAAAAAGUUAAUUUUUUAAAUUCUUUUACUAAAAAAAAAAAUAUAUUUGUAUUCCUUAUUUCUGUAAGUAAUAUGAAAAAUCAGAAUUUGAUUAUCAUCAUUAUCUCCAGAGAUAUUCAAUGGGUAUAUCUUCAUGAGACGAAGUAUAUAUAUUAAAAAAAAAGUAAUUUAAGAAAUUAGAGCGAUGUAUGAAAACACAAAAUUUAUCUUUAUCGCUAUACGUUUGUAUGGUAAAUCGGAUCGAAUCUAUUUAAAAAGUUAUUCAGCAAUUAGUUUUGUUUAUCAUAUUUAUAUUUUAUACAGUAUAAUUUAAAUUAUCAAAUUUGUACGUACAGUUCAAAUAAAAUUUACAUAAAAAAUAUUUAAUAAAAUGCGACUGCAAUUGUAUAAAACUUGUCUGGCUCAGCUGAUACAGGCUCAACUGUUUUAAAAAUAGUGUAUUCAAAAAAAAACUCACCAGUUCAUUGGAUAUCAUAAUAAAGUUUUUCGUUGUAAAAUAAAACCAUUAUGAUUCUAUUAAACUCGUAUCGUUGAAUCGUAUUUUAAGUUAUAAAGGGGAGUAAAUAAAGAAAAAACUGCCGUUGGAUAUACUUUUUAUAUAGUUCAAAACAAAUUGGUCUUCAAAAUAUUCUGAUCUCGUUGCUAGUUUUAUUGUCCGCGGUAAUUUAUCACUAGGUAACUUACGAGACAACAAAUGCUAAAUGUUGAAGAUUUUUUUACGACUUAGAUGAAAAAAAACCUACAUAUGCAUAUGUAGGUUUAGGACCUACAUACAUAUGGAUAAUACAAAAAGUUUAAGUAACGAAAAAUUUAGGUAUUCUAGAUUUAAAAAUGCUGUUUUUAUUCUUUAUUUUUUAAGUUAUUGUUUUAUUAAUUUCAUCGAGUUGUUAUUUUUCCUCUUUUACUAUAGUACUUUUUCCACACUAAAUAAAAUACGGCAGGUACUAAAAUUUAGUAGACGCGUACCCACGGAGAAUUAUAAAUAUUUUAUUAAGGUUGUUUUUUUUUUAUGUUAUUUAAAUAAGUCUGAUUUUAAAUCUUUUAUAUAGGACGUGUGUUCCGGUUUGUCUGCAACGUUUUUAGUUACCUCUAUACAAAUCCGGAAAAUAAAAAGACAUUAACCCUCUACUGCGCGUCUGUAUAGGUAUUAGGUACCUCCUAUACUACAUAUUAUUAUUUAUUCGAAAAAAUAUUAAUACUUGCCUACAUUUUGUAUAAUAAAUUAUUAAAAUAAUAUAAGUCGUGAAAUCUAAUGUUUAUUCGGACUAAAAAACAUAAUAAUUUAUGAAUUUACCCUUUUAUAAUGUUUGUAUAAAUAUUUCGAGUUAAUUAAUAAUCUAUAACGUUACCAUUCAUAAUACGCAUUUAAAGUACACUAGGUAUACAAAAUAGGUUACUGAGAAAAUUAAUUAAAUACAUACAGCAUUCUUUUGUCUGUUUGUUUUCAUAUAAGAUUAUUUUGAUCUUCUUUACUGCAACAACGGACUAAUAAUAAUAUGUAAAAUAAUUAUCUUAUUAUUCGAUGGCACACUGUUAUUUAUCUUUUAUGUAAUUUAUUAUGCCUUAUAAGUUGUAUACACCAUACAUGUAAUAAAAAUUCUAUUUUACUAAUGUAAAAUGUAAGUUUUGUGAGGUUUUACAGAUAAUUAUUGUACAAUACAAAAUAGUAUUUAUAAUAUCGUUUAUUUCGAUAGUUUUAAAUUUUGAGCAUGGCAAGAAAUCAGUCGGUUUUACUGUCAGAAAUAUUGUUCCGGUUUUCAACUGUAACUUAUUUUCUGAAAGCAAAGUGUAUCUAGUCGGUGAAUUAAGAUGGUAAUAUUUUUAUUUUAUCUUUGGUUUUAUUAAUAUUUCCGGAAAACGGUAAAGCUAACGGAAAUAAAAAUUACAUUACUUGCGAUUUUGUUUUUUUUUAUUAUUGUUAUUCAAUGAAAAUUAAUCGUAGUGAUUUAAAAUGCUAAUAGCAGUGGUGGACACAGAGGAGGGGUGAGGGGGUAAAAACCCUCUCCGAAAUAUCUUCUUUCGCUACAUUUUUGAAUGAUCAUGUCAAGUGGUAGUUUAGGACAAGAGGGGUUGACUCCAAAUAGUUCGGAUGAAAGCGAGGGAGAAGAAUAAAAAGAUUAUUUUUAUUUUUAAACUAUUUAUAGGCAUUUGAAAUUUUGAUCGUAAAAAUUAUUACAUUUAAGAACACGUUUAACUGAACUUCACUCAGAAUCGUAUUUCAUUUGCAAUGAUUUAUCAGUGAGUAUAGAUUUAAAUUAUGUAACUCUUUAUAUAUUACCAUCCCAACUUAUUACUUUCAACAGUAGUAAACCCAUCAUCAAGCAUCAGCUCUUUAUUUUAUUCAUAUGGAACAAGCCCGACAAUAUGCAAUUUGUAUUUUAAUAAUAAUAACGUGAUACGAUAAAAUAGAUAAAUAUUCAUUAUAAGAUUGCCCAACUUUAAAUAUUAUAAAUGUGGGUCUGUAAUGACACUUAGCAGUACGCAUAAUACGGAAAAUAUGAAUUUGUGUAGAUUAAUUAGCAGAAGAGUGUGGAAUAAAUAUAAGAGGUGAAGAAAGGUUAUAUCAGAGAUCGAAAUUGUGAUUGUGUAAAGGUAGAAUAUGGAAUUAGGGAUAGGCUUUUUUUCGGGAAAGAUGUGAUUAUAAAUGUGCGGAGUACUUAUGGACAAUAUUGAGUCAGGAGACAAGCCGUAGAAACUACCUCCACACACAUGGUCAAUAGUCAUAUCGCCACUGGAAGAAGAAGGGUCCCAGAGAACAGGGAAUUGUUAAAGAUGCAAAUUAAGAAAGAGUUAAAAGUAUUUACUACAAGCUUCUUCCUCAAUGUAUUUGAAUGGUAAAGGGUAGAAAUUAAGCCAAUUAAGCUGCUUAUUGUUACGUUAUUUUGAAGUUUGAAAGCUAGUCUGUUAUAAUGUAUACUUAUAUUAAUAUCGAACAAAUAAAGGCUUAUACACGUAGAUAGGUGUAUCGGUUUCAAUAAAUAAAAUAAUCAUAAUAAAUUUAAAAACAAACAAAUUGGAACUAUUUGAUAAGUAGUUAUAUUACUUGAUAUAACAUUCAAGUCAUCAUUGCAGUAGAACUUAAAAUAUCGAACUCUGUGAAAUAUGUUGUAUGGGUAUAUAUAGGAUAGUAACUUUUAAAUAGGUGCCUACUAUAAAGAAGAAAAUACGCAAUGGUUUCGAAAUAUGUGUAUCUAAUACAAUAAUAAUAUUAUGAUUUUUAUAUCGAAUUAUGUAUAAACGGUUUGAAGAAAUAGAUUAGUUUAUAGGUUAAACAACAUGCAACUAUAUUAUAAAUGUGAAUUUAACACGAAGUAGGUAUUUCGUAUGAAAUAAAAAUCAAUUUUUGUACUACCCGUCUAUAUAUAUAAUAAACAAUAUGUCUAUAUUAUAAAAGUGUUGUUUUUGUGCGUACUGUUGCCUUCAAACUGUAUCAUGUGUUUAUUUGUUCUGUGGGUCGUGGUUGUUUUCUAAACUUUACUUUUAAUUUCAUAAAUAACCUGGCCUACACUUUUUGUAGAAAAUAUUUGUUUAUUUUUCUUAACUCAUGUAUACUAUGUUGGUACCAUAUUUUAUAAUAGGUACCUCUACUAUAGAUAUGAAAGCCGAUUAUACUGACACGAAAAUGUUAAAAGAAAUAUAGUAAGUUUUAAUUUUCAUAAGUUGUGUAAACUAUUAUGAACUAGGUCGUCGUAAUAAUAAAAAACAAAAAAAAAAAAAAAAAAAUUGUGAACAAUAAUGUUCCGUGUUAGAUACUUGUCUAGUCGUCUCGCUCGAUUAUACUCGAAACAACGGUUCAGGUUGGGUAUGAGUUUUUUUCGUAAUUCAUUUAAAAUUUGUAAUUUUUUAAUUUUUUUUGUAGAAUAAAUACAUUUAACUGACAAGUGAUUUGGAGAACUUUAAGAUAACAACCGACCUGCAGUCAUCAGUGUAUAGAAUCCCUGAGAACUAUGAAUAAAAUAGAAAAACUGAGUUUUGAGAUUUAGAGAGUAGCGAGGUAUCUAUUAGUUUUACUAGGAUAUUUGAUUUUUUUUUUAGAUUCCGAGUAUAUCGAAGAAUGUAUUGGUUCUACAAAUAUGAUUAUUGUUAUUCUUUUUUACAUACUGUGUACACUAAUUCUACCAGAAAUCUCGCUCCCAAGUAUCAAAUAUAGCACCUUUUCCGAAAGGGAUUUUUUCUGGAGUGGUACUUUAAGGAGAUCAUUUUUUGAUUUUUCCAAAGGUUUUCGAAAUAAUUAAGAAAAAAUCGAAAGAAAAUUAUAGGUAAAACGGCAAAUAUUUACAGCGUUACCGAUUUUAGUUUUUAUUUACACAACUUAUAUUUUAUAUCAGAAAUAUUGCUCAAAUCAAAAAAUGACAAGAGACUUUUUAUGUUGAAUUUUUAAUUUAAUUUAUUAGUAAUUUUUUUUUUUAAUUUUUAGUUUUUAUUAUAAUCUAGGAAAACUGGAUAAUUACGAAAAAUGAAAACUGUCUCCAGUAUUAUGUUUUUUUUAAAAAUAUUUUUCAUGUUAAAAGUAUAUUUUAUUUUUCUAUAAUGUUCAUGUUUGCAUACUAGCAUUGUUGAAACUUUCUCUUAUUAGGUACUAUUCAUCUCUAAUUCUUAAUAUACUCGUAUGUAUAAUAUACAACGUAUUUAUUUUAUUUAAAACCGAAUUUAAUAUUAUUCGAAUUAUCGCUUUAGUAUAUGUUACCUAAAAACGGUUAAAUUAUUGAUUUAGAAUUUUCAAUUCAUCUUAAUAAUUAUAAGGGUGAAAAUUUUAAAUAAUACAAUGAUUUUAGCUACAUAAAUUACACAAUUAAUAUUUUCGAACCACCAAAACGUAUAAUUAUUAUUAUCAUAGUCGACGAAAUAACCAUAAUAUUCUUUAUGGCAAGUAUUUAAAUGUAAAUAUUUUGUAUACGACUGACAGCAUUUUUUUUAAUGAUUUACAUUUUCUAAAAGAAAAUAUUGAUUAAAAUAUAUUUCAUCAUGUAAAUGAAAGUGAUCGAAAAUUUAUUUUUCAAAUAAUGAACGAAAUAUUAUAAUCUUUUUGUCAUUUCAUAUAGUUGGUAACUAUAUUAAUAUUAAUACUGUACUAUAUAUACCAUAAUGUACCUAUAUAUAUAUAUACUAUAUAUAUACUCGUAAUUAAAAGACUGAGUAAUUUAAUGAAUACUGUUAAAUAAAACUAAGUUAAGAUAAUUGAUAAAGAGUUAACGAAUUAACACGUUAAAAGUUAAUUUUGUACCGAUUAAGUAAAUUAAGUUAAAAGUUUCUUUAAACAUUUAAUUAAAUUUUUUACUUGAGUUCUGUUAAUAUUUCGUAUUGAUGGUUAUCAAUGUUAAAUACUGAAAUACGAGACAAUUUUGAGAAUAUUAAAUUUAAAUUAUAAAUUCAUUGAGUGACUAAGUAAAAAAAAAAUAUAUAAUUUUUACCAUGGUGACCAUUCAAAUGUGUGGAUUUAAGAUUGUAAAUAAAAAAAAAAAAAUGAAAUUUAAUUACGUGAUGUAAUUCAAGUCUAACUAGUUACGUUAAUGUAAAUUUAAAAAAAAUCGAGUUGAAAGUUUAGUCAUUAAAAAUAUCAAAUGUUAAAAUCUAAAUUAAAAAUUAAAAUUGACUCAUGAUUUAAUUAUUAACUGGUUAAUAUCCAGCUUUCAAUAUUAUAUUUAUUUGUAUUCCAUUUGUCACACUUUUAAUUUCGUUUUUGUACGUUCUAUGUAUGUAUAGCUUUUUGUUUAAAGACCUUCCUUUUUUAAAUUUUGUUACAUUUAUUUUGCCUUGUAUUAAAAUAACUGCUCUUUUUAUAGGUGUGCAUGCAUUCACGGUUUGCCUACAAAGUUCGAAAAUUUAUUUAAACAAAUAAUACUUUUUUAUUAUUAUUUAUAUAAUCCAAUUGCAAUAUUUUUCACAUGUUUACAACUAAGUAUCAAAGAUAAGCCUCCGAUCGUUACAUGAGACUAGAAUUGUGUUACUCGAUAUUUCGAUUAAAAACGUAUUGAUUUCGGGUAAACGUACUUUAUUCUUUAUUUCGUUAAGUUUAUGUUAAAAAUAAAUGCCGAAAUUAUUGAAAAUUUGAAGUGAGUGCAAAGAUGGAUAAACAGUAAAUACGUUUGAAACCAUAAUGUUGUGUAUAGUAAUUAUUAUGGAUAUUUCUCGUGCAAAUCGCAUUAUAUUGAUCUAAUAAUAUUAUUAGCUUUUAUCAUUACGCUAGUGUACACAAUUUUGACUUCUUUAACAUGCUUAUUUUGUAUUUACUCUCGUUACAUAAUAAUUAAUUAUUCUAAGUGGGACGAGCCGUACACGAUAAUUAAUAUUUAUUCGGUUGCAUAUAAUUUUUAGGGCGCGGGUAAAAAGCAUACCAAUAACGUUUCAUAUACCUUUACGCUACUUAUAUAGUUAAGUUUUAAAUAGGUAAUUGAACACAGACUGACAUUAUUUUUGCAAUUUCUUUGUUUUAUGGCCGGAAACCGGGGAAAACCUUGAAGGUACAGCGAGAAAAACAAUAAUCAGCGAGUGAUGUUUAGCGCUUAGAUUCAAUUUUGAGCGUAAUUCGGAAUGGAGAUUAUUACGAUAAUGGUCACGUUCAAGUUGCGAAAAAAAAUAAAAAAAAAAAUAAUAAUAAUAAAAGUAAUAAACUAUUCUGUCUUGUGUUGUGUAGUGAGUCAAGUGUGAUAAAUGUCCAGCAAUGUUAACCGUUCAGUAAAUUCAGUCUUUGUUUCUUAGAACAUUUUUAAAUGUAUUUGCUGGAAAAAUACUUAUUAGUUGUAUAGUAAUUUGACUAAUUUUAGUUUUCGAAUAAUUAUUUUAUUGAAUUUUUAAAUUUAAAUUUAUUUUCUUUCAAAACUAAAUAUUGAGAGUUAUAUCGUUAUAAAAAUUUGUAUUAAAAAUGAUCAUAUUGAAAAGAACUAAUAUUUUUUCUUUUUUCCUUCACCUUCCUACCAGCUAUUUGGGAUCGGCCAUCCUCGUUCUAAACUUUCACUUAGACCAAUCGUCCCGAUUUCUCACAUUACAUACAUCGCCUAUUCAGUGUUCUUGAGUGUCUCAAUCGUAUCCAACCACCUUUUUUUCAGUCUUCCUAUCGCAAUAAUGCUUCUGAUUCCUCUCUCUUCAUUUUAUGUCCAAACUAUAUCAGUCUUUUUUUUCUCUUAUUUUCUAUUUAUCAUCUAACUAAGCUACUCUUAUGCUGCCUUUUAUGUACUGGUCCCUUAUCAUACCUUCCCUUAUCACUUCACUUACCCAUCUAAGCAUUAUCAUCUCUGAUAUUUUCAUUCUCUAUUCUAUUUUUCUGUGUACCACCCAACACUCCGAACAAUAUAACAUGGUCCAUCUCUCCACACUCUUGUCGAACUUACCAUUAAAUCUCAUUGGAACUCUUAUCACAUAAAUUACCUGAUGAUUCUCUCCACUUUAUCCAACCACAUUUAAUUUUAUGUUACAAAUCCUCUUCUAAUUUUGUAUUCCCACAUACAUCCAAAAUGGGACAAUUUGUCUUGUGUAGGAUUUCUCAAACUAUUUGACAAAAUGUUUACACAGGUGGUCGAUUUGAAGCAAUCCUAUCUAUUGUCUCCUACAGGAAUAAUUUACGAGAUCCAAUACGUUUGAAUUUGUGACGUUUUUCAAAUGUGUAAAUUAGGCUUUUAAACGUAUCCUACAGUCAUGUUCGUAAAUUUGUUUUGAAAGUAUAUUUUGAAAAUAGAUUCCAGAAAAUUCAACGAAGUUUAUUAUAUUAAGAGGUGCUAUUGCUCAUUUCGGCAGAUUGCAUUGGCUUGUUACUCAUUGUACGUAAGUGAAAUUAAUUGAAAGUUUCGGUUUGGAUGUUUGUAUCACGGUUAAGUUGGAAGUUUAGUGGAAAUUCAAAGCAUUUGUAUAUACACAUUGUAACCGUCGAAAACGUUUUACCUAAUUUCAAGGGGAGAAAGGAGUGGAGUGGUGUUCCGAGAAUGGUCAGUUAAAGUGUUCCGUUUCGCGUGCUUGCCGGUUCGCUAGCGGUGUAUUUAUAUAGGUAUUAGGUAACCAUCAGUAACCACGUCAAAAAGAAAAAAGAAAAAAAAAUCGCGUAGCCAUUAAUUUUACGCGAACCGGCUGUAUAAACGUACCUACAUAAUAAACGGUUUCGGGUCGGUAAUUACGUGCUUACAAUUAUCCGAGGAUUAUUCCUCAUUACCGCCGUCUCGAGCACUUAAUUUUGAUUUUUCCUAUAACAAAUAUACCUCUUCCUACUCAGUAUAAUAUAAUACCGCCUUUUUGUCCGCGUAAUGGUUUUUGUAUUGCAAUCUAUUUAUAUAUAUAUAUGUAUAUACAUAAUAUAAUAUAAGAGGGUUGUUAGGCGUUGUUUUCUUUAUAAAUCGCCCAUAAACAUGAUACAGGCCAUAAAUAUAAAUAUCGAUAUCACGCCGGGGUAUCUAUGUGUGUUCGGAAACGCCGUAGUCCACGUUGUGAAAAAUUACUGCCUAUUAGAGUACUCUUCUGAUCGCACGAAAUAUAUUAUAUUUACCGUAUCAAUCUCACUAUUAAAACUAAGAAAAUAAAAAAAAAAAAAAAACCGUAGCUAUACAUACGUCAGAUUAAAAUGUGUAGGCGCUUACUUAUAGUGCGUAACAGCACUAGUAAAAUAUUGAUAAUAUGCAAAUUAUAUUAAAAUACAAAUUCAAAAUAUUGUCGAAUCUCGGCGCGUUCUACGAUUACUGAAUUAUUAAAAAAAUGUAAAUCCACUCAUUAUAAAUAAUAGUAAACCUAAAAAUACGCUUUUUGUAUUUUUGUGUAAUAAAAUAUUCUUUAUGUUUUUAAUAUAUUAUGUAACUAUACAGUGUACGUAGGUACAUAGUAGAUCGAAAAAAAAGCGAUGAUUUUACAUAAAAAAAAAUUAUCUCGUACUUCAUUUAUUCUUCUAUUUUUUUAUUUUGUUUAUCAGUAGGCUGAAAAAUCUAAUAGUUUUAACUUUUAAAAAAUAAGAUUGCGCAUUUUAUAAGGCAUGUGCUUAACAUGCGGUUUUAUACGUACGUUUUAAAUAUGCUCGAAAUCGGCAUCGUUUUAGAUUAUGAUGAUAUGUAUAUUUGAAAAUGUUUUCGUUUAUAUUCUUCAACGCGUUUGAAAAUCGAGAAAAAUCCGAACAAACGACGAAACUGUUUCAAUUUUAAUUUCCCUCAUAUUUCAAUACAAACAACAAUAUUGUCGAAAUAUUAUGUUAUGUGGGAGUAUUGUUUUUUUUUUUUUUUUUUAACAAUAAAUCAGUUAUUAUUUAGAAUUAUGAUUAGUUAAAAUAAUUCAACAGCUUCUUUCUGUCUUCUCUGGUUUUUAGACCUCUGAUAAGGACUACCCUAUUUAAAACAAAUUCUUUAUCCUUUUCUAUCCGUUGAUUUGUCGUUCCAGUUUGAAACUCUAACGAGUAAUUUAGUAGUCCCACUAUAUUCGGUAGAAGAAAAAAUGUUUCUUAUGUUGAUCUCCUUCUCUGUUCAGGUAUAAAAUUGACGUCACUCCUGAAUGUAAUGAUUCAUAAAGUUCAUAAUCGUUUUUAGAAAGUGAAAUGAUUGAUUGUUGUUAACAUAUUUUUUUUAAAUUCAAUAUUUUCCCGAUAGUUAAUCACUAAGAUUUUAUAUCCACAGAAAAGACUAUCUCGGAAAAUUGCAUAAUCCCGAUUAAGAUUUAUUUAAAAUUAAAAAAGGACAUUUUUAUAAAAAAAAAUCUACACCUACAAACCAAAUUCACUUAAGUCUAUAUAAAUACAUAAAUAUCAGUUAUUUUUUUUUCAUUAAUCGAAAUAUGUCAAAAAUGGGAUUUUAAUAUUAUGUACAAUCUAUAAUUAACUUUGCGGAAAAUGACAACUUUUCCCGACUGUUUGGAAUUUUAGGUCCUUUUAUUCUCCUUAUUCCUCGUAUCAUUUUUAACUGCUCGCCUAACCGUCUACCGUUCGGUCUUUCUCUGCCUACUUUCUGUUUGCACUAAUUUCCAUAACCAUGCUCAUGCAACCUCUGACUCGUUUCUACCCAUCACACGUCCUAUUCACAGUAUUAUAGUAUUAUCAUACUAUUGUUAUAAAUUAAUGUAAAGAAAUGCCCUUUCGCGAUAACAGUAGAAUAUGAAUUAUAACAAUAAUAAUUAAACGUCGAUUUAAGCAACGUUAAUUGUUCCCCGGGUACACAUUGUUUAAAUAGGAUUCGCUAAUAACACCGAGAAGAACAAGUGUUUUUACGUUUUUCGGUCGAGAUUUAAAAGGCUGCGAGUUUAAAAUCGUGGUAUAGAAUCCCAGGUGAAUCGACGGGACGAACGCGAAAAUCCUUCGGAAGCGCUAAUGCCGAAUAAAUAAACCUUAUCUUGAUACUUGUUUCGGAAAUCGUUUUCGUGAUAAAAAUCUGUAAAAUAUAGUAUAUAGAGUACUUGUGUAUAGACUUUUAGGACAGGUGAUAAAAUAUAAUAUUCUCAAAUUCAAAGUCUGUGAAUUAAUUAAGAUUUUUAAUAAUCUUUGUUUUUUGUUUUUUCGAAGUACAACCUACGUAUAUUCACCGAUUUAAUUAUUAAUGUAUACCUAGUCAAUGGAUAUUUUGUUUGAUGAAAUUAAUAUUAUUUUUGUUUUCUCGCAAUAUUAACGUUAUUGUAAAUAAACAAUAUUCUUCUUCUUGUUAAGUUUUGUAAGUUCAAAAGCCUUAAACUUCAUUGAAAGUUCUACAUAACAUUUUAAAUCGAUUAGAUUCUAUUCGAUAUUCGUGCAAAAUAAACAAAGUAAAUUAUAUACGUGUAGUAUAUCAUAUUAUAUUGUGUAUUAUUAUUUUGGAAUACGUAAAUCAAUUUCAUAAAUAUAUAUAUGUAUGUAUAACAUUUUCAUUUGAAUAAAAAUAAAUACAAAAUUGCAAAUUUUAAUUAGUUAUAAACAACAAUUUAAAACGUCACAAUAUUUCGAAAAUUAUACUUCGUUUAGCAUUUAAUAUAAGUAUUCAGUGGAGAUCUCAAGUUUCCAUAAUUAUUUUCUCCAAAUCACAGCAACAAAACAAAAUAGAUUUUUACAAAAACCAUCUUUAAAAUUAAUGAUAGUAGCAAGUCUACUAGCGGAAAUAGUUGUUACCAGGCAGAAAAUAAAAAUCACACGUCGUAGUAAAACUAAUAUAAAUUCUUCAGUUCGCUCAGAGUCAAAAAACUAUACGUUUUGAGUAAAAAUGCGUGUAGGUACUAAUGUGUGACGAUGCUUGCAAAAUUUAUUUCGGGCAUCGUUUUUUUGAAAAAAAGUACCUAAGCAUGUAAAAAAAAAAAAACACUGGUGACUAUAAGAAUGUAUUACAAUGUGUGAUUACGAAUAUUUAAUUUUAAAAAAAUUAUAUAGAAUUGUAUGCUUUAUUAAAAUUGGUUAAAAUCAUUUGUAUAAUGCUCGGGGUGUAGGUAAUCUCGUUAAGUAAUUUUUUUUUAAAUUCAAAACGAACUAUUAAUUUUAAAUUUAUCACUCGCAAGUUUCGCGGGUAAUACGUUUUCUGUACUAAGCAAAUUAUGUAAUGGCCUUUGGGAAGUUUGCAAUCCAAGCGCAUAACAAAUGUUGAUUAUUUAGUUGAAAUCCAUUUACCGUAGGUACCUAUGUUGGUGGGUAGGUAUAUAGUUAUAGUGUAAGGGUACACACAUACACAUGCAUACACGCACGAUAUCACAAUAUUUAACCAGGGCGCUCUCUCUGUGUAAACACAUUUUUCCUUUAAAAAUAAUUUUACAUUCAAAUUUGUUUUCACCUUCUAGAAUAUUACCGAGAUAUUAAUUUAAAUUAAUUUCAGCGGGAAACGAUUAUAGCGGUAGGUGUAUAGUUUCUGCAUUACCUGAUAUUAUGUAUUAUGGCAAUCAUGUCUAAAUAAUAUAUUCACGAAAAUUAAAACUCAUUAGAUUUAUAUAGUAUUAUCCCCCCCAUCCCUCCCCCCAUUACUAAUUAAACAUUAAAUGAUCCUGUCGGGGAAAACUGUAAAUCUUAGAAAAAAACUUUCCCGGUUAUCAUUUAUUAAUCACUAUUGAUUGUUACGAGUUGUAUUCAAUAAUUUUUAUUUAUAUUGUUAUUGUAUAUUAUUAUUUUUUAGUUCAAUGAAACUUUAUCAAUUUUACGUACAAUGUGUGAAUUAAUAUCGUUUCUCGAUCCAUGCAUAAUAUGUAUACACUAUAGACGUAUUAAACAGAACCGAUAUAAAUCAUGAGUUUAAUAAAAACACAUUUAAACGUUCUAAUUAGAUUUGUUUUUGUUAUGUUUUUAAAUGCAUUUUUUUUAAACAUUAUUUUAAUUUUAAUUGAUUAAAAAUCGACCGUGUUUUAAUACUCUCCGCGGUCAUCUCGAUAAUAAUUAAUAUUAGUUUUAAUGAUUAUCUACUAUAAAAUAUCCAAUGUCAUAAUCGUACUUAAUGAAAUAAGGGACUUUUUAAAGUAGACGCUUAUUUUAGAUUCUCAGCGUAGCCGAGAAUUGAUGGUUUUACUAUGAUGUGUAUGUUUUUUUAUUGUAUAUCUGUGCGCAAUUUUUCUACCAGGAAGCUUAUUCCGAUAUAUACGAUGUAGCACUUUUUCUGAAAGAAAAUUGGACUGGGGAGAUACUUUAAGGAGGUCAUUUUCCGAUUUUCUCAAGAGUUUUCCCAGCAAACGUUAAAAAUCGGGAAAAACACGGGAGAACCGGGGAAAACGUGGGAAAAACGGUAAAAUCGGUAAAACAUUAAACAAAUAUUAUAUAAUGCUUAUUUAGUUAUUUUACUAUAAUAUAAUAUUUAUAAUGUAUAUUGCUGACAUAUCAUCAAUUGAACUCCUCUCAGAAUCGUUUGUUCGUUAGCAAUGGUUUAUCGUUGCUUACAAGUAUACAUUUAAUUAUCUAUGACAGUGACUGUAUCCGUAUUCAUUAUCCUUGGACAGUUUUGUUGAUUUUCAUUCCAGUUUUCUGAAUAAUUCCGGUAGAAUGUUCACUACAACGGUUUUUGAAACCAUUCAAUACCUACCUAACAAUUUUAGUGCUAUGAGUAUUAAAAAAAAAAUUCGUUCAUUUAAAUAACUUAUUUUAAAAUGUUAUCGCGCAGUUCGAAAGUUUUAAUUAUGUUAAAUACUUUUUCUCCAAUAAACUUUUAUAACUGUAAAUAAAGAUUUGGCAUCAAUUCGGAAAACCUAAAACAAUGUUUCAAAUGUUUUUUUUUUUUUAUAUUUUGGGAUGUUGAGUUUUUAUAUACUUGCUUGUGCUAUAUAUUUCUUCAGUGGUAACUCUUAUGGGACCAGAUUAGUUCGAGAAGGCUAUUAGUUUUACAAUAACAUAUUUUUUCUGUUGACUUUUUUCAAGACGUAAACAUCUUAAAAAAGUUUCAUACAGUAACUACAUAAUAUUAUAGGUAAUUGAAUACAGAUGUUACUGUUAGGAAAGUCUUGCUUUAUGAAUUCCCUCAGUUCGAUCUCCUUAAAGAUUCAAACAACCGAAAAAUACUGCAAGAAAAAAUUGUAAAAUAAAAAUACGGUUUUCGAACGUAGUAAUGAUCGCGUUUUAAUUAAAAAAAUAAUGUGAUGCAUUAUUUAUAAUUAUGCAUAUAUCUGAGUAUACACGAGUAUAGUGAAAAGCUUCGCGAAAAAUUUUGUAUACAGUAAUAUAUUGCUAGUCAUUUCUAUACCUAUAAAAUAUUGAACUCUUCGUUAAUUAUUAUACAAGUUCUAUAAUAUGUUAUAACGUUAUAUUAAUAACUAUAUUGUGUUAUACCAUUUUGAGAGUGGAAUUUCGGAGUAUCCAUACUACCUCUGUUCUCGAUACCGUAACAUACAAUUCGGAAAAUCCUGUACUAUUAAUUGUUUAAUUUGACUUAUACAAAGAUCUCCUAGUUUCAAGUCAAUAUAACUUUUGAAAUACUCAAACAUCUCCAGGAAGACCAUAAUUUUCCUUAAUCAAAUCUACAAUAUUAUGAUCAGCUUAUCACACUUAUCCAUAUUAUGAAAAUACUCCAUUAGUAUUGUUCUAUUAAAACUACAAAAGCCACCUGACUGUCUCUCUUCACAUAGAUCGAUUAGUCUUCUCCCUACUCUCUCCAAGCUAUUAAAAAACUUCUUUUAAAACGCCUACUAGCGAUCGUCAACGGCAAUAACACUCUUCCCGAUUCCCAAUUUGGCCUUCACAAUAACGAUUCUACGGUACAUCAGAUUCAUCACACGAUUGACAAAAUCUCAUUCGCCUUUAAAGAGAAACUAUGUAGUUACGUUGCUUUCCUUGGCGUUUCCCAAGCGUUCGUUAUAGUAUAGCAAGCAGGUCUAUUAUCCAAACUUAAACUGUUCUUUCCUAGCAAUUACUGUUUACCCCUCACGUUGUACCUUGAAGAUCGCUUCUUCUCUGUACGCGUAGGCUCAAUCAUCAUUCCUCCUACCGAAAUAAACGCAGGCGUUAAACACGGUACCAUUAUUGCUCUUCUACUUUUCAGUCUGUUUAUCUCGGAGCAAUCUACCUUGAAUCACACAGUUGUCUGUAAAUUUACUGAUGAAAAAUCUAUUUAAAUUAACAACUAAGAUCCAGAUCUAGCUUCGUCUCAACUACAAGACCAUGUUGACCAUUUGUAAAUUUGGUAUAAACUAUAGGAUUUAAAAAUUAAUGAAUUUAAAUUUAUUCACUGCAUUUUUUCUAUUCGUAAGGAUAUGUCCAUUAUUCUUCCCCAAAAACAACUUCUCCAUUUUGUUAAACAGUGCACUAUCUUUGUGUCCUCAUUGACUGCUGGCUCACUUGGCUGCCACACAUAGUCAACAAAACCUGUAUACUCAACGCUCAACUCUGACUUUUUCGCCUAUUACUUACACCAAGUCGUAUUAAACUUCCUGUAAAACUCCUACUCUAUAAACCACUUUUAAGACCUAUAUAGACCUAUGGCUCUUCCAGGUACUGCCAAAAUUUCUAACACUAAUUGUAUCCAAAGAUUUCAAUGAAAAAUACUAUUGUUCUUCUCUCAAGUUCCUUUUUAUAUAUCCGACCACACCCUGCAUUCUGACCACAAUAUACCUUAAUGACUUAAUAACCGAUGUAACUAAUCUCCAUUGUAAACGUUUUUUAUAAUCACCUUGCUUACCAUCAAAAUCUCCUAAUCUCCAAACUUUUUUCUCUAACUAUUCCUGGCAACCCUGCUAAAAAACUUAAACGGCAGUGGUGUCGUGACUUGCUCAUCUAAUUAUUUUAUUCAUAUCGUAAUACCUCCAAUGAAGGUCUCUAAAAUUAGUAAUUUCUGUCGCUUUUAUAUUGUUUCGAUGCAGAUUGAAUUGAAAAAUGCAGAAAAAAAAAAUUGUCGAUAAAUUUAUAUGCUGAGCUUACACCUGCGUAUUUCAGACAGUUUAUAUUGCUAAUAUUAAGCUCGGUAAAAAUGUUUUACGAUCGACAUAAUUAACCAAAUUUCUUAGUUGUUUUAGAAAGUGUACAUAUAGUUGUAGUUGAAACAGAAAGAAUUAUAAUAAUUGUAUACAUUGCACAAUUUUACUGCAUACACUACAUUCCAUGUUCCUCUAAACUCUAAAAACAUAAUUAAAAAAACGGGCAUACUUCACAUAAAAGUGGGCCACUGUUUUAUGUGAGAACUGAGAAGUUAGGAAGGUAGAGAGGAAAUUUAAUGUAUAUCUGUACGUAACGAUUAACCAUUACUAACGAAAAAUGAUUUUGAGCAGAGUUUGGUUAGUGUUGCUUUGUGAACAUUAUAUGUAUAUUUUACAUUAUGGUAAAAUAAUUACCUAUGCAUUAUAUAUUUUCUUUAAUAGUAUUUAUUUCUAUUGUAUCUAUUUUUCCGUUUUUUUUACAGGCUUUACCAUGUUUUUCCUAUUUAUUGGCAAAACUCAUGGGGAAAUCAAAAAAAUUACUUUCUUAAAGUUCCAUUUUAGAAAAAUUUCCUUUCUGAAAAGGUGUUAUAUUUGAUACUUCGGAGCAAGAUUUAAAAGAUAAAAAAGAAAAAGAAAAAUUCCAAAUAAAUAUUUGACAUCUUUCUAAAACCAAUAAAUUCUUCGAUACAAUUAGAAUAUAAAAUGUUUAAUAUUUAAUAACCCCCAUUCUCCAAAAAAAACAGUUCACCCCAAAUUUAGUUAGUAAAUGCUUACUUUUGAAUUAUUAUUAUGUACUUAAAAAUAUUUAAUUAUAAAUUAUAAUAAUUUUUUAAUAAAUAUUACCUCGGCCCCAUACUUUCUUACAUGAGAAUUACAACGCGUCUAUUGCAGUAUAACUUAAUUUUAAUUUUUUGGUUAAAAUGUAAUCAAAACGAACAUCCUGGAGGAACAAAAUAUUAAAUAGUUAUACUUUGUCGAGAAUUUUGUAUACUGUGUUAUAUGAACUGCUACAUUGCUGCCAACACCUUAACUUAGAUAAUGUAAUACUGUAACGUGCAUACUGUAUUAUUGACUGUGGAAUUUUGAACUCGCUAUGGUACUUACGAGACAUUUUUUAUUUGUUUAUUAAAUUGGGAAAUAGCAGGAUUUUUUUAGAUUCUUAGUGAAACUAUUACCUUGCUUAGGACUACUUUUUUGGUUAGUAAAGUUGCUGAUAUAUUUUCAUGUCCUACUUUGAAAAAUGGAAAUUUCUGAAUUUAAUACAUUUUUCGAUAUUCUUAAUCGUUUUUCCAAAAUUUCUUUUUUAUUUAUUUAUUUGUUUAAAACACUAUUUUGGUAAAGAAGUCCACACAGUGGCCAGGAGAGCUGAAGUGUGCAAGAAGGUUAAAAUUGAUUUCUAUAGUUUAUGAAAGUCGUUGGAUUAGUGUUAAAUUGUAAUUGAUUGAUAUGAUUUUAAAAUAGUAUCUUUAUUUUGUUAGUUUAUCUUAUCGUUUAUGGGUAAAACAUUAUUAAUAUUAAAUAUUUUAGUAGGUAUGCACAAGAGAGCUAUAUUAUUUUUUUUAUUCUAAUUGAGGACCCUAGUGAAACCACUUCUGUGUGAAAAAUGAUCAUCUCCCAAGGAAAAAUCCUGGUUACAUUAUUGCUUUCACUGACAAUAAGGCAUCAGUAAAAUAUGAAAAUUGACGUCCGUAUGGUCAAUUUUAAUACUUUUUGACCGUUUGUUCCAGUCCCAAAAGUUUUUUAAUUAUCAAUCCUUAGUGUAUUUUAUUUUGUUUAACAAGUCCCUGGUGGAUCAUUAUAACAUUAAUCUGCUAUUGAACCGUAGUUUUCUAAACUAUAAAACCAACAGCGUUCAUUUUCAAUUUUUUCUCCAACUCGAAAAUUGCCUACAUAUAGUGUUAAGUAUAUUUUUUUAAAUAUUAAAAUCAACAAUAAUUUAUCAUUGGGUUUAUUGGCGACAUUAAUAAUUGUGAAAAUAAUUUAGUUCGUCUUUUCUUUCGCCUUAAUACCGAAUAUUUGUGGAUAAAAAUAAUUUAGAAUUUAAAACUAUUGCAAUUUUAAUUUUAGAUUGCGAGCCGAGCGAGGGAGUUAUUGGUUUUACAAUGCUGUUUAUUUUUUUAUCUUCUAGAACAUAUUUUUUCUUAGUUAACUUGUUCCAAUUUUUACGUGUUGCAACUUUUCUGAAAGCUUAAGUUGUCUAGAUUGUACUUGAAGCCAUUUUUCAUUUUCGAUUCCAUUUUUUAAUUAAAAGAACUUAAGUGGGAAUGAACAUAGGAAAACGUACAAUUUCACGAUUUCAUUAUUUUAUAAACACACGGAUGAUAUUUUCUACUAGAAAAAAUUGUUUAAUCGAAAAAUCUUAGGUAUCUUUUUUGUUGCAUUUUUGAUUUACUUUCUUACGGUAUCAUUGCAACAAUUUUAGAGUCACUUUUGAGCUUUUAAGGCAUUUUUAGGCGUUUUUUUUUUUUUUGCUGUAAUUCGGUUAUAAAUAAACGUAGAGACUUGAAAAUGUGUAAUAAUACUUAUAUUGGACUUACCUAGACGUGGUAAAGUUUCCAAAAUCAUCGGACGACUUUUUUUAAAUUUUAAUUAGAGUUUUAAAAUUAAAUUCAAACGAAAAUUGCAAAAAAAAAAAAAAACUAUGGCACUUUAAAUUUUGUAUUACCAAACUGCACUUGGAAUCGUCUUUCGUCAGCAAUGGCUUAUCGUUGCUUACAGAUAUAAAUUAAAUAAUCGUAUGUAUCCUACCUUUCUAAUUUCUCGCUUAGAACUGUGGUUACAUCGAUCCCCAGUAUCAGCUCUUUUUUAAAAUUAAUGCCUUUCGGGAAAAUAUAACAUUUUUGACCUAGAUUUUUAUAUUAAAAACUGUACUUAUAUUGUUAUCGAUUUCAAUAAAGUUUUAGACAACAAUAAUAACAAAGUACCUACCAAUAUUAUAUAGGUACAUAUAUAGAGAGGUUAUUCUAAGCGAAGGAGCAAAGUAAUACAAAUAAAAGUUAUAUAAUAAUUGCGUUAUAAAAUAUUUUCGUUAUACUUGUAUACAAACGUUUAAAUGUUUUUCAACAUUUAUUGAUAUUACAUUAGUAUACCAAGUGCUAAUGUGCGUCGUUUUUAAAUGAUUUUUAAAAUUGAAUAUCUUAACAUCGCAAAAUCAAAUAAUUUUAAACAUAAUUCUAUAUAAAAUUAAAAUCGAAGUUAUCAGAAAAUAUCGGGAGAAAUAAAAAUAAAAUUACCGAGCUUACAUCCCGUAUAGAAACUUCUUGCCGUGCAUUUAUGUUUUAUUUAUUCGCAUACAUUUGUGAAUUCUUUAGAAAUCUUUUCUAUUUUUUUUCAAAUAGUCUCAACAUUAUAUGACGCGCCUCUCAGUUUUUUUUUUUUUAAUUAUAAAUUUUACUCAAUUCGUUUCAUUCUGUACAUAGACCAUCAUACACAAUAUUAUAUAACUUUAAUGAUAGUUUCACUAAUAACACACACCAGAUUGACUAUUAUGUUAGGUCAGUUCUGGUGACAUUAAAAAUCCAAGACCUUAUCCUGUUCUCGUCUUUUAUUUGCAGUGUAGUCGCAGGUUUGUAUAAUAUAUUUACGUGACUAGGAUUCGUUUUCGAAAACGAAAAGAAAUAUAUUAUACGCCAGAGGAAAAUUCUUUACUGAACUUCAAUGACAUCCUGUGACUUUGUAAUACAGUUUGUAGAACCAAUCUAACGACUCGUCGAUUUUGCGAAAUACUAUAAUAAUAAUAUAAUAUAAUAUAAUCACCAUGCCCAUAGGCAUCAUUAAGGGCAUCCAUAUUUGAAAAUCCAGGGGGCUCUGUAUUUUUCAAUAAUAUUUACCUUAUUUUAAACCUAUUAACUACUAAAUUAUGUAAGUUUACGUAGCAUAAUAUUAUACGACUGUGUACCUAUUUCCUAUUUAUCAUGACUAUAUUAAAUAAAUAUAUAAAAGAUAAAUGUAUAAACUCAUACAUGUAUAACAGAUACGGGAAAUCCAGGGAGCGGGACAUAUCUCAUCUGCCCCCAAUGGACGCCCAUGGGCAUCAUUUGAAGUAAAAUCAUGGGUUAGCAAGCAUCUUGAAUCAUUUCUAAUACAGUUGUGGUCGAAUGAAGUAUCUCUCGGUUAAUUAGUCAGUGGAUCAUAAAUCGGUGACAUGGGUAUAUUUACAGGGUUGUAUGGGGGAAGAUUUCCCCAUGACCUUUUUUUUUUUUAGCAACAAAUAUCGGAUAUUAAAGUAUUGUUACCGAUAUUGUUAUCUCAAAAAUCGUCAUUUUCAUUCAUUUUUUGUUCUAUACAACGAAAGGCAUAUUACUAUAACGUACAUGCGGUCUUGGCACUCCGUGUAAAAUAGCUAAUAUCUUUGACAUAUUUCGAGACAAUGUUGACUAUGUUUAUUGUAAUUUAUUUAAAAUUAUAAGAAUAAAAUAAUUAUUACAAUAGGUAUUAUUUUGUAUAAUCAUUUCAUACAUUUUCUUAUAAGUAAUAAUUUAAAAUUAUACCGUUUGAAUUAUAUUUAUAUUACUAUGCAUAAUAUUCCUAAUAGAUAAUACUAACAGUUAAACCGUAUAUGGAAAAAAAAAAUCCCCACACUAGGAAAAUAAAUCAGUAGCAUUAUAAUGAGGAUUGACGGGGGUAUAAAUAAAAUAAAAUAAUUAAAUAUUUAAUACAAUUAAUUUUAUGUUAAAAUUUUAAUAAUUUGGUAUAAUAUUUGAUAGUAACAAUAUACUGAAAAACUAAGAUGCUCAUUGUGGUCUUAAGACCACAAUGAGCACAGUAAGGGGUAAAAUAAUAGAUAUUAUGUGCUUUAUUUUUCUUAAUUUUAUAAAAUUUAUAGAAUCGUCUUUAUGGAUUAACAUUACUAGCAUUUCAUAAAGAAAUAAAUGAUCAUCCUGAUGAAGUCCUUAAUACAAUGACACAAAUAUCAAGAAAAAUAUAGAUCUUAUUUUAAAAUAAAUGUAUAUCUAGUUGAAAAAUAUGUAGUAUUGUAAUUGAAAUUUCAUAUAUUAAAUAUAUUAAUAAUUGUAUAGUUAUUCAAAUUCAAUCAUGGCUGAUAGUAUAGUUAUUACAUUAGUAUGAUAAUACUGUGAAAAAAGCAAAAAAUUUAGACUUUUUAAAAAUUACUCACGGGGUAGCGUAAUUAUGAAUUUGCAACUCCGAUAAAAAAAAAUGCGGUAGUAGUUACUUCACGCAUACGAUAUAAAUAUAAUACCUACCUAUUAUUGUUUUUGAUAUUGUUUAUUUAUUUUAUUUUAUUUAUGCAUUUUUUCCUACGCCGUUCAAACUUUUUAUUGAAAACAUGCUCUGCCCAUAGCACUUUUUUCAAUAAUAUCUAUAAUAAAAUAUAAUUUUACAUAUUUUAAUUUUUUUUUUUUAACAUUAAUUUAUCAUUACCUAUUAUAAAUUACAUUUCAUACAUUUCAUGGACACCACGAGUACCUAUAUAUUUUAACAAUAAUAACUUCGUCGACGAAUUAAUAGUCGAACUUGCGUAACAUCACGUUAAUAUUUUAACGGACGAAAAAACUCUGGAGCAUCUAAUGGCAUUUUUCAUUUAUACGUUUAAUUUAUCCGAAUUUUCAAAUAUCCAAUUCUUAUGGUCCGUCUGGGAUUUGUAGGUGAGCAUUCACGGAUAUACAUUGUAUAAUAAAUACUAAUAUGAUACGGACGAGUACGGAAAAAGACACAUGAGCCCCUCGAGAAAACAUCAGACGUAGAAUUAACAACAAAACGUGAAACUUAAGUGAAUAUCACGUGCCAUAUACAAGUAUAGCAGAAACCCUGAAACACGCGCAAAACACACGACGACGGUGGUAGAUAUGCAAAAAGCGUAUGCAAGAGGGAGACAGAGACAUAGAGACGAAGAGCCGGGAGAAGUCUAAUGAUUUUUCAUUCUUUUGCUAAUAAAAUAUUAAACGCGCCCUUCUUAUUUUUUUUUUUUUUGUCCCCUUCAUAUGAACGAGGGAGGGGAAAUCUGCGAGCGGGAAAAUCGUCCGCUUUUCUACAUACAAUUCGUAUAUUUACAAAGUGUAUUCCGGAAUUUCAACGCCAAGCCUUCACCCUCCUCCUCCCACAUAAUGAUAGUAAAAAUUAAAAACAAUAAUGUAAAAAAUAUAGGGGGCUUCUCUUCUUGUACGGCGAAUUAAGCCAAUCUGUACACGACCGCCCAACUGUUACCGCUUUCCCGAUUGUUACUGUUAUUAUUAUACGCGUCGUCGUCGUGAAGUCUGCGGUGCUUUAGUAACAUAAUAAAAUUUACAUACGCACAGUUAUAAUAACGCCGAUAUAUAGGACGUCUACCUAGCUGCACUUAUAUACACGUAUAUAUAUAUAUAUAAGUAUAGAGGGACGUCGGACCCUCUCGAGUAUAGUCGACGACCCCUUCUUAUAUAAAUUUAGUAUUUUUGUUGGAGGGAACAAUAUGCAUGCAUAAAAAACGAGAAAAAAACCGCCUACUCGUACGUUUUAUUCGCGCGCCUGCAAACACGCCUUUAUCGUCUGAAUAUAAUAAAAGUGUAUAGGACUUUUUUUCAUUUUUUUUUUUUUUUUAUUUUUAUUUUACAUAGCUAUAGGUAUACCGCGACUUCAUGUACUCGAAUAUUUAUGUAUUAUGAAGUGCCUAACGAUCGGUAUAUGAAUGUAUUGUUAUUAGAAAAAAAAUCAACGAUCGUCAUCUGUUGAUAACAAACUAGUAAUAAAAAAAGAAAGAAAGACGUCCUAGUAUAAUGGGGACGUGUGCAGUCACUGUAAUUUAAUGUAAACCUGUAAGCAACGAUAUAAACCAUUGCUAACAAAAAAACGAUUUUGAGCGGAGUUCAGUUGUUAGUGGUGCUUUGUCAACAAUAUAAUAUAUGCUAUAUUAUAAUAAAAUAAUUAAAUCGGCUCUGUAUAUUUUCUUUAAUUUGUUUAAUGUUUUACCGGUUUUUCCAGUUUUCUCAAUUUUUCACAUUUGCUGAGAACACUCCGGCGAAAAUGGAAAAACGAUCUGUUUAAAGUACCUCCCCAGUGAAAUUUCCUUUCAAAAACAUUGCUAUCAUUAAAAGUUGGAGCAAAGUUGCUGGUAGAAAAGUUGUCCACAAAAAAAAAAAUCGUUAUAUUAUAAUUAUUAUAUUUCGUACAUUUUCUCGUUUUUUUUUUCCAGUUUUUCGCAUUUGAUAAGAAGACUCUUGAGAAAAUCGAAAAAUGACCUUUUUAAGGUAGAGUUUGUUAUUAGGUUUCCAACUAUGACCUUGGGCAGUUGGGUCGCUUUAGCGGCUCGGUACGAACCCUUUAUAAUAUUAUAACUUAACCUGUUUUAUUAUACAGUAAACCGUGGGUACAAUAAUAUAUUUUAUAAAUGUGUACCUAAUCUUACGAAAAUAAAGAAAAAUACGGGUUUUUGGUAAUUGCACGUUACCCCAGGUUUUCAAUGACAAUUAAAACGACCAUAAAUUCUCACAAGAAUAAACCAUUAUUAUUACAAAAUUGCAGUUAGAGUUUUAUCAUCAUUAUUAUCAUUGACAUAAUUUGGUUGACAGUCGACUGAUUGUCUACGGCCGUCAAUAAUUUUUUAUCAUUAUCAAUUAACGCUAUCACGUUAAAAUGUAAACAUAUUCAUUUAGCCAAACAGCGGUAACAACCUCAAAACAUUGCAUGGCCAUUAGUAAUAAUAAUACUAGUAAUCGGUUGUUUGGUUCUUUCAUGUGUCUACCUACGGUUUUUAUUCAAUAAACAAGUGGACUGAUCGCUGAUAUAGCAUGCGUUUGGAAGGGCGCAGACAAUACCAAUAAUAUACAUAUACAUUAUAUAGCAUGCGCUCCAAUAAUGCCUAAUAAUAGUUUACUGACUAAAAGUAUUAAAAGUAUUAAACAUGAAAAGAAAAAGGAUAGUAAAGUUAUUAACCUUUAUGUAUAAAAUGUUAAACUUGCGUAAUAAUAAUAUUACGUAUGAGUAAGUUGCACUGUAUAAACUGUGCUACCGUCACUGCCGCCGCCGCAGUCAUUAAAAACCGAUAAAAAUAAAAAAUAAAAUAAUAAUAAUUAAAGAGUAAAUGUUUAAGUAGGUCUUAAUGCAUUAAAAAGAAAACAAGAAAAUCGUUAUCAUAAAAAUUCAGGAACUUUAUUUUACAUAAUAAAUAAUUAAUAACUUUCAUAGAAAACUAAUUGGAAUAUUAAGAGCCUGUUUGGAUUAUAAUUUAAUAAUAUAAAACUGCACAUGGUUAACUAUCAUAUUUUUUUUUUAGAUUCUAAGGGUAGCAAGGAAUGCAUUGAUUUUACAAUGAAAUGUUUUAUUUUUUUGCCUGUGAACAACUUAUCUACUAAAAAUUUUCUUCUAAAGUAUCAAGUAUAGAACUUUUUCUAAAAAUAAUUUUUGUGUUGUUAGUACUUUAGGUAGGCCAUUUUUUUGAUUUUCCAAGUGUUUUUCAUAAUAAUUGGGAAAAAUCUUAGGAAAAACGGGAUAAUUUACGGAAAUAAUGCUUUGAUUAUUUUCAAUUUUGAUUUUUUAUUUUAAUUCAGUUAAAAAUAUUUGUAGAUAUUUGUAAUUUAAACAGAACACUUAUAUUUCCCUAUUUUAGAUGCGGUAAACAUUUUAAGACAUCUGAACCAUUUUUGAGAUAUUUAUAGACAUGCUGCAUAACUGGUUUACAUUUAAAACUUUUUCGUUACAGUCAUCACCAGGUAAUUCUUUCCGGACCCAAACUUAAAAAUAGAAUAUCUCGUCAACAGAUUUACGGAAAUCAAAAAUUUCAACAUCAAAAUUUAUUUUAACUAAUACUCAAUCUAUUUAUGGAAUUUUUAAUAUCGGUUGAUAUUUGAAAAUCAAAAGUAGAUUCUUGUUUGUACCCCCCCAAAAAUUAGGGCGAAAAAAAAAGUCUUAAUGUAAAAUUUUAAAGUCGCAUUUUUUUUAAAUUUUUUAUAAAACAGAUUCCGAAAAAGUGCUUUCCGAUAAAAUUAUUGUUUAACGACAAAAGAAUCACUCGGUAUAAAUACGUAGUUAGUAUAAUGACCAGUUGCGUUAAACCUAAGGUGUCCUCUUGUUGGUGAACUGAAUCCAAUAAUAUUCUUCUAAUCGUAUAUUCUGUUUUGUUUAUUACAAAUUCCAAAUUCGUGAUUACAAAUUAUUACUAAUAAGUGGCUAACUUGUGAAACUAUUUUUGUUCCAAAAUUUUUACUUUGUGGUACCAGAGUGUUUAUCGCUACGUAAUUAUAAGUUAAAUUCUCUUCUACGUAUAUUCUACUUUUCUAACUUUUCACCUACAACAGUGGCCCACCCAUUGGGUGAAGAAUGUUCAUAUUUUUCGUUUUUAUUUUUUGUCUGUAAAUAACUUUUCUACUAGAUAUCUCGUUUCAAUCAUCCGGGACGAUUUCGGAUAGAAAAUCUCAUCUAAUCGGUACAAUGAAGGGUGUUAUUUUCCCCCUUUUUUUCGCGGUAUCCUAAACAACUAGAAAAAAAGUCGGGAAUAUUUACGCAAUAACGGAUUCUGUUAUUUUGGAAUUUGUUCCUUUGAUAUGUUGAUAUAGUCCAAUGAUAUAGUGAUAGUGAAGACCUGAUAUUUUUAUCGAAUAUUCUGGCGAUUUUGAAUAUUUUAAAUUGUCUAGGUUUUCUUUGGUGUUUAUAUGGUUACGCGUGGAUGAAAUCGUUUUGACUGUGUAAAAAUGCACAAUUGUGGUAAACAAGGUUCCUUGUUCUUACGUUAUACUUGGUGGUAAAAAAAAAGUUAGCACACCUAACGUAGGAAUUUUUCGUUUAUCAUAUUUUCCGAUUUAUAGAUGGAUAAAAUUUGUGUUGUCACAUAAAAAUAUUAAACAAUUUAAAAUAAAAAAUAUAAAUUAACACAAUUAAAUUUUAUCAAAACAUGUUAAACCGAUCUUCGCUAUCACAUUUUUCUCGUUUGAAAACAUCUAUCGAUACGUACAGAUAUAAACUAAAUUACCCUAUUUAUCCUACCUUUCUAGAAUUCCAACCACAACAGUGGCGUUCAUUUUUUAGUACCUUGUUUCCAUCAUGAUUUUAAAUAAAUAAAUAUGGUAAAUACAUGCCAUAUAGAUAGUAUAUAAUUAAACUUACUUUGUCUGUUACAAAAAUUCUAGUUCUAAACAAGUAACGCAUAAUAAUAUGUAACUACUUAGUGUAUAUUUAAUUAAAAUUUUUAAACCGAUGUACCAGAUUCAAGGUACCGAAUUAAAUUAUAUUUGGAAUAGAAUUAAAAUUAUAAAAAGAUGGAUAUACUUCUCGCCAUGGGUAGGUUACUAUUGUACUGUUGUAGUUCAAACAUGUUUGGAAGUUAUAGGAUAUCUAAUCGAGUUUUUAUCACUCUAACGAUAAAUCAUAUGAAUCAGUGCAACUAAAAAAUGAAAAAAACUGAAAAAAAGAUCGAUUUUUCAUAUCCAAAAAAGUUUUCAUAAUAAUUGGGAAAAUGAGAAUAAAAUAAGAAAAAAAGAUUGAAUUGGUUCCGUUUAAUAUUAGCCACUGACUAGGGAAAGAUGUUUUUUGAUAUCUAAAGAAUUUUCUAAAAUAAUUGGAAAAAAUUAAAAAAGACGAAAUAUACGAUUUUUUUUUCAAAUUACAGCACAAUGGUUUUAUUAUUUUAAAUUUGCACAGUUAAAGUUUUCAAAUUUUCAAAAAUAAAACUAUUUCUGUUUGGCUACAUUAAUCUGUAUGGUAAAAAAAAAAGGCCGUAAUAAUUUUAAUUAAUAUAUUUCGUACAUUUUCUCGUUUUUCCUCCGUUUUUUUUCGGUUUUUUAAAUUUGUUGAGGAAACUCUUGAGAAAAUUGAAAAAUUACCUUCGUAAAGUACCUCCCUACACCGAUUUCUUUUCAGAAAACUUGCUACACGUAAAAAUCGGAGCAAGUUCUCUGGUAGAAAAGUUUUCCACAGAAAUAAAAAAUAAACAUCUUUGUAAAACCAUAAGCUUCUUCGUUCCUCUUAGAAUCUAAAAGUAAUAUUAUUACUCUACACGGAAAUUGGCCAGUUAACUAAGUUUAGAGGUAUGUCAUUUAUAAUUUAAUGGAAACAAACUUAUUUCAUUUAUGUUUUGUAAAUCUCAGUAGUGAAAAAUAAGCGGCACCUUCGCGUGUAUACAACGUAAAGUUUAGACAGCUGCAUUAUAACUGCCGUUGCGGAUUGUGGAGUAAAUAAUCGAUUUAAUAAUAAGGAUCCGGACGUAUAUUUUAUAUUUAUACAGGUACGUUAUAUUUUUGCGAGUAGUUUUUGCGAUAUAUGGUUUAUUUUAACGCUCGAUCAAUUAUUGGAUGUGCCCGAAUCGUUUUCCAUUUGGCCGAAUUGGUUCCGGUUUAAAUUUGUGAUGUGUUAUGUGUUGAGAUGUGUGCUUAAGAGGACGUUGUAGUAGCAUUUACAGCCAUUUCCUAAAAUUUAACCUACAUAAAAUCAAAAAUACAAUUUUUUUAAAAAAAAAAAAACGAAUAGCUCUAAAUAUCUGAAAACCGCCAGAAUGUUUUCACGCGUGUACAAAUACUGGGUACACACAAAUAUUGGGUGUAAAAUUUAGAUCCCUACGAUUAUUUUUAACCGGAUUAUAAAAAACAAUCAAUAUCGAAAGCAAUAAAAACGUCUCUCGUAAGUAUGUGUGUUUCAGUGUAUUUUAAAAUACGUGCGACGUUCCGUUGAUUUUGUGAAAAUUCUAGUCGCGUUAUGAUGGCGGUGCACUGGCGUGGGAGGUCACGGCCGUGUUUAGCCGUAUAUGAUAAUUGAAUCAUUUUCCAAUUACCAAGGUUCUCGGUUCUGCAUUUGCCACCAGCUAUAUAUAAUAUAUAUACGGUGUACCUAUUUAUUGUACUCUACCCUCGGGUUACACUGCUACAACACGACGACAGCCACGCCUACACUUAAGGGGACUCGCAGAACACUUGUGUCCGGGUGACGCCCAUCUAAUUAAGAUUUUUCCAAUCGUACGUAUAUAGCCGGUAAUGUAAUUCCGUAGUGAGAAGGGGAAUCUGAAUUUUCGAAAAUCCAAAAUCCGAAUGUAUUAUACUUACGCUCAAUUAUUAUACGCUGUACGUAUUAUUACUAUUAUGGCGCGUUCUAUUCUGUCGGGCUAUAUCGUAACACGAACAUGUUAGAUUUUUAUGAUAUUCGGUAUAUUCUUAGUAUAAUGCCACCACUAUGUAUACGGAGUGCACGCCGCGCAUGAAUUAUGGUCGGCUCGUGUGCAGCUAGCGGCUAAGGGUUUCGCCGCCGCCGAUGCAAACUCUGUAAUAUUUAUUUUUUUUUUAUUUCCACCAAAGGCGAAACGCUUGCAAUAUUAAAACAAACUGCACCGUGUAGUACGAGCAGCGACCGUGGGGAGCACAUACACGUAUAUUAUUAUUAUUAUUAUUAUUAUUAUUGUAAAGCACAACAAUGGACGUUUCAAUAUUGAAUGAGUCUAUGAUGAUGCGAACGCGCGGAACGGCCGAUGGUUCCUUUCAAGAGUGCCCGACGCGGUCAAUAAUUUAUAAUAUUAUGCAAUGUCCGUGCGUGAGGCCGCGAUGGACAGGGCGCUUUUUUUACAUUUUUUUUAAGGAGGUUUUCAGUGUCCAAUGGACACACAGUAAAGAAGUCUAUUGGACACGGAGUAGAUUAAGAUAUUUGCUUACUGUGUGUUCACUUCGCCAGAAAACGAUCGGAUUCCGUAGCGCAUUUUGUAUAUCGAUUGUUAUAUUUUAUGUAGGAAAUACUCUCGCUGGGAAGGGGAGCCCCCCUAUCAUAACUGCAGAAAGUUCCAACAUCAAGGGGAAGAUAAUUUGCUAUGUCUGGCUCGUUGAGCUUCUCUUUUUAUUUUUUUUUGUAAUAGAGAUAAUUGUGUACACGCAGUGGAAUUGAUAAAUAGAAAACGAAAAGUAAAAAAUACAAAUUUAAAAAUAGGUAGGUUCGGAAUUAAAACAAUACUGUACAAUUACUAUACUCCGGCGUGUUUUCCACCGUGAUUUUCUGACACGUUACGAGCCGCAAAUAAACAAAGAGACAAAACAAAAUUGAUUGUGUUUAUCGACGACUAACGCGAGAGUAACGUGAAUAUUUCAUUCGUUCAUUAUAAUAUUAUUGUAUAGGUAUGCAUAACCGUAUUUUUCACGAAUUGUUCGCGAGUUGUUCACGGUCCCGCACGACAGGAAACUAUCUUUAAACGUCGUCGGGGACAGGUACCUCCUUAGGCAACCUACCCCGGCUGCAGUGGGUGUAUUACACUAUAUACCUACUAAUAAUUUAUAUACGGGAAAACAAAUUGUGUCGUGACAACAUCUACUUUGAGAAAAUAUUAUUUUAAUACACCGUUAACCAUUUAAAGGCUAUAUCGUCGAUCGGCAGGCUUUUACCACGAGUGUUAUAUAUAUUACGCCGUCAUUGGAAAACCUUUUUUCGCUAAAGUAUUCACGUCGGAUCGAUUCCAUGGGUGUAAAACGAUAACGACGACAACAGCGAGUAUAACCAUUACUGAUUAACAAUUGCUAACAAUUACUGAUGGAUACUGUAUUACAGCGCAUCACAGAACUAUUAUAUUAUUCAGGGUAUUUAGUUUUGGGUUUUCUUAAGGAGAAAAAAAAAUUAAGUCUUGAAUUUUCAGCCAAUAUAAUACACACAUAGUAAAUACUAAUAAUAGUAAUAAUCAUAAUUUUUUUUUCUCGAUAAGCUAUUAGUUAUACAAAGAUGUAUUUUUCAAAUUCUUUUUCGGUUAGUAAAAAUGUGAAUUUUUCGUCUGAUGGUAUUUUUAUUCGAAUCGGUUAUCGACGUUUUCAUUAGUUUGUCCCCUAGAUUCUUUUUUGUUGUUGGAUUUCUCGGUUACCGUAUUAUUGUUAACAAAGGAAAAGACGCGACUACGUCGCUAAAAAUAGUUUCUUUUUCGUUUGCAAUAAUUUAUCGUUGCAUACAGACAUACAAUAUGUAAUCUAAAUCAUCCUAUAUUCUCUACCUUCCCAAUCAUCCAUUUGCGACAUUGGCGUACCCGUGAAAAGUAUUAACUUUGUUAAACAUUUAAAACUUUGUUUAAUUUCAGAGUUCUGCGAUGGUUCGCCACCAACAACUCGUGGUUCUGCUGAUAAUCUGCACGGCACUGGUGUAUGACAACCACGGUUAUUCAACGCACGGUUAUUCAUCGCGCAGACGAGUCAAAACCGAGAAAUCGGGUGUAAACAGUGAACCGGACACGAACAAUAACAGCGACAUAAACAUAUGUUCGUUGGAACGAAGAACGACCGUUAACUUGUUUUGCAAUUGCGACGAACCGGAUCCACACAUGGCCUCGUCGGCCGACUGUUGGGUGUUCAACAAUGGCGAAUCGAAAGAUUCACCGAUCUGGCGAGAAUUCAAAUCUCAAUCGAAAAUCACCAAACUGUCGUUUAACGUUCGUGGGUCCACGACGCAGACGUUAACGUUCAUACCCACCGAAGCGUUGGUCAAGUUGCCGGGAUUGAGAACUCUGGAAAUAGUGUACGCCAAUAUUUCGUCCAUACACUCGCACGCGUUCGCCAAUCUUUCGCACCUGCAAGACUUGGCGUUGGGCAGGAAUAAAAUCGUACGGUUGUUGAGACAAUCCAUAGCGUACAUGGAAGAUCUGCGCGUCGUCACUUUAGGGGAUAAUAACAUCGACAAUAUCGCCAACGACGUGUUCGCCAAACUGCCGGCACUCCGGAAACUCUACAUGGACAAAAACAACAUAAGUUACAUAGCCGAGGGGGCGUUCGAGCAGUUGCGAAAACUCGAAGAACUAGACUUGUCCGAAAAUCAGCUGAAAUCUCCGCUGUCGCGGUACGUAUUUUUGGGGCUGGAUAUGUUGCGGCGGUUGGACAUGCGGGCCAACCAUAUCGACCGGAUCGCCCCGGAAGCGUUCGCUGAACUGGUCAGCUUGGAAGAGCUCGUGUUGGAUGACAACGUCAUAAAGACGAUUGACGGCAGAGGAUUUUCGGGACUGAUCAACCUCCAGCGGUUGUCGCUAGCCGAGAACCGGCUGACCGCGCUCGACGAUCGCACGUUUCGCCGUCUCGAAAAACUCAAAUUUAUCGACUUGAGAUACAAUAACUUGCAAACGUUGACUUUCGGCACCGUGGAACCAAUCUUGGACAGGCUUCAAAACGUAUCGUUCUAUUUCUACAUAAAAGGUCAGUGA